AUGGCUGUAUGGAUCCACGCUUUCAGCAUCCUGAACUGUAUCAUAUUGUUAUCGAAAGCAGAAGUCUUUAAACUUUUUACCAGUGACAAUGAAUUAAAUCACUUGGCAGUUGACCAUAGCACUGGUACCGUUUAUGUGGGAGCAGUCAACCAUCUUUACCAACUUAAUGAGAACCUUUCGCUCCUCGUUAAUGUUACCACAGGGCCUAAACUUGAUAAACAUGUUUGCACGCCACCCAUUGAUGCAAAUCAGUGUCCAAAUGCUGUGAUGACAGACAAUUACAAUAAACUGCUAUUACUAGAUAUUUCUAAAAACCGAAUAGUUGUAUGUGGAAGCAUUUUUAAAGGAAUAUGUUCCCUGAGGUCCAUGGUGGACAUCUCAAGUAUACAAUCUUAUGAUGAUACGAGAGGAGAAAAAUCUUUUGUUGCGAGUAUCUAUGAGAAAAUUACUACUGUUGGUUUGGUCACCGAUAUGUCCCCUAUGGGUCCAAGGGUUUUAUUUGUUGGAAAAGGCAAUGGCCAAUAUGACAAUGGAAUAAUUAUUAGCACACGGAUACUUGAUCAACAAGGGGACAAAGAUCCCUUUGAGACCUACAUGGAUUCGGCAACCUUCAAGCAGGCAGCUAUCAGUACCAACUUCCAGCAUUUUGUAACCGCUUUUGAGGACGAAAAUUUUGUGUAUUUUGUCUCCACCCAGGCUGAUAAAAAUUCCAAUGGCAAUCGAACACUUAUUACCCGUUUGUGUAAAAAUGAUUCCAACUACUUUUCCUAUAUUGAGAUGGAUUUGCAAUGCAAAGACAAAGAUGGGAUCAGCUUUAACAUAUGCCGCUCGGCAUUCAUUACCGAGCCUGGGGAGAAGUUGGCAAGUCACAUAUUCACGUCUUCCGAAAAUGGGAAGGUGCUUUUUGGGGUUUACAGUAAAGAUGUUCCAAAUCAGGAAACGACUGCCCUUUGUAUGUUUUCGCUAAGGGACAUAAAUAAGAAAUUUGAAGAGAACAGAGAUGCAUGCUACACUAGUAAGACGGACAAUGUAUUCAAAGAUGGCAAGAAGAUAUUUUACAAGCCAUAUGGUGCAGAAAUCAAAUGCGGAGGAUCCAGUUUAUCGGUAUAUUUAUUUUUAUAUAUUUCCUUAUGUAUUUUUUUACUUUUAAAUAAGUGCAUGGGUCCAGUAUUAGCUCAUAGUUAUAUACAGCAAACACAAUGAUCAUCACAAUCCUGUAUAAUGCAAGUUUUUAUUAGGAAAAAAAAAAAACAAAGAAAACAUUCACACGUCACAAAGUUCAUGAAAAGUUUGACCCUGCAAAUGUUAGAAUUCUUAUCUUUAUUAAGAUGGUGUUGGUCAGUAUGUGUAGGUGCAACAGUUGUAUUAGACAAUUUUUUAUGCUUACUGGCCUUUGAGUUGGUGCCAGUCAAGGAAGGUGCUCCCAGCGAGUACUUUCAAGCUAUCAUUGCUGUUUAGAGCUGGGCACACACUUGUUUCAAUUAUAAAUGAUAUUUAUACAUCUGCAUUCGGGAACUUUAAAAAUCACAUACUUUACUGAUUAAAGGGACACUAUAGGCACCCAGUCUACUUCAAUUUAAUGAAGGGGUCUGGGUGCUAACUGACCCCCUGUUUUAACCCUGCAGCUAAAAAAUUGCACUUCUGCAGGAGCAGCAAUGGGUUUAUUACAGGGCUAGCCGGCCUUUAGGGGCUCACAGCCACAGAUGGUCUCAGAGAGACCAUUGGAUUGGAACAGCGCAGCUCCCAUCAUUCCCAGCUUCCCAGUGCUGUCCGUAUUUUAAUUAUCUCCGCCAAAGAGGCUUAGAUUGCAAGGGCAUGAUCUAUACACAAAAACAGCUUUAUUAAGCCCCUAGAAACUGUUUUUGUAACUAUACUUUAAAUAGUUUAUCCCUUUAGCGUAUGAGAAAUAACCCUUUGUUUCCUGAUACACAAUCGCUGCACAGUUAAAGGGACACUCCAGACCCCUAUUUAUUUAUUUAUAAAAUAUUCUACCAGGAAAGAUACAUUGAGAUUUCUCUCGUUUUCAAGUAUGUCCUGGGCCCACAAAACAUUGCAUUGAUACAUUAGGGUACAAUAAAAUACAAAAACAAUAUUAAUACACAAUAAAUACAAAAUUUACCAUAGAACAGGUAGGAAAUAUGUAAUGAACCAUAACACGUGCAUUCUGUUUUGAGGUAUGUAGAGAGGGAUCUCUUAAAGGACUUUAGGCUUGGGGAAUAUUUGAAAGUGUGCGGGAGGUCAUUCCAUAAUUGCGGUGCUCUGUAGGAAAAGGAGGAUCGGACCGCUUUCUUUUUGUAUUGAGGAAGACUAAAUAAAGUGCUGGUACUGGAUCGGAGCUUAUAGGAGGUGGGAACAGGCGGGGAGAGCAUUCUGCUCUGGUAGGGUGGGAGCUUCCCAGAAAAGGAAUCCAAACGCACCUUUCAUCUUUUCAGCCUUGUUAGGCAUCAUCAUCUUCGGAUAUGUUCUCUCUGUAAUGGCACAAGAUGAGUUAAAACCAGCUUGAGUUCUGAGCGGGGAUCCACCGAAGGGCAGGCUUUUCAGUUUCUGUCCGUUCUCAGAAUACUCUUGCGACCCCCAAUAAAAAAAGCCUAAUUAGAUGCAUUUAUGUCUUAAUUUAGGAUUUAUACUACACAGUGAUUUUUUUUAUUAUUUUGUAUUUGGGCAGUGGAGUGUCCAUUUAAACAAACAAACAAUACUGCCUUUAUAUCUGGUAAACACAAAAACAAAAAUCAUCACAGAGCUCCUUUGGCACUUGGAAGCUCCCGUAUGAUUGCAAACACAUUUUCCUCUUCAAACAAAAACAUGUGACUUAAAGUGACACUAUAGUCACCAGAACGACUACAACUUAUUUUAUUUUCCUUUAGGCUUUUUGCAGUAAACACUGUCUUUUCAGAGAAAAUACAUUACAGCCUAGUGAUCACUCCACUGGCCACUCCUUAGAUGGCUGCUAGAGGUGCUUCCUGGGGCAGUGCUGCACAGUGUGACAGCCGUUUAGUGUCUCCUCCCUCUGCAUGCAGACACUGAAUUUUCCUCAUACAGAUGCAUUGAUUAAAUUCAUAUCUAUGAGGAGAUGCUGAUUGGCCAGGGAUGUGUUUAGCUUGUGCUGGCUCUGCCCCUGAUCUGCCUCCUCACAAUUCUCAGCCAAUCCUAUGGGAAAGCAUUGUGAUUGGCUCAAAGAAUCACUUCUGAUUAUGUCAGCUAAGCAGGCAGAUCAGGGGCAGAGCCAGCAGCUGCAGACUUGAAUAUAAGUAAGAUUUUACUAUAUUUAGGGAGGCAAAGGAGGGCAUGCAGGGCUAAAUUGUGGUUUUAACACUAUAGGGUCAGGAAUACAUGUUUGAGUUCCUGUUCCUAUAGAGUUCCUUUAAUGUGCUUUGCAAAAGUUGCUGGGGCUGUCUGACAGUCUCUGCAGGUUUCUUUUACUUCGUCCGAGAAACCACUCCAUGCAAAGAUGCGAGAAUUGCUCAUGGCAGAGGAAUCAGCCAUAUUUGUUCCUGUUAAUUUCAAUUAAAACAGAAGUUGGAUAAGUUUUUGAGACAUAAACAGAUUUCUGUGUUUUCCCAUAAAACUAGGUUCAGAAGUAGAUAAGGAGGUUAAUGAUAAAAUGCAAGUUCAUUUUUUUUUUCCCGUAAAAAUCAUGUAUUUCUUAUCACACAAAACAACAAGGAUGACUUUUGAUCAAUGGACUCACAUGUAUUCUUGCACCGUAGUGCUGAAUAUUUUGUCUUGCGAAUCAGUAACAUUUGUAGAGAUUGUACAUUAUAUCCAUUAUUUUUUUUUACCAUUUUUGACCUACAGUUGUGUAGCUAGCUAGGUACUUUUGUUAUGAGCAUACAGAAUGUCUCAGACCACUUUUCUGACAGUGUGUUUUUUUUUGUUUUUUUUUGAAAACCGUGUAUUAUAAAGAAAUACUGAUAAUGUAAGCUGCCGGAAUGUUAAACCACUCCUGUAACUGGCUUACGGACAGAGUUUGUAGUUUGAUAUUAAACUGUAAUAACGGUAUCUUUGAGAGCCCUAAAAAUUACUUUGAAGAAUACCUUAAUUACACAAUCUUUGCAGGGACUGUAAUUUGCUUUUAAAAAAUCCACUCUCUUUUUUUUUUUUUUUAAAGCACAGUUCAUUUUUAACUGACUUUAUUUUUUGUCUAUCAUUUUGUGGAAUUUGCCAUUAAUAAUUCCUGGAAGGUCCGUGAAUCAGCACGUAAUAUAAUGGGGAUAAUAUUGCUCUGUCUUAGUUGACUGUACCCAUAAUCCUCUGCAGCUAUAUAAUAUGUAGACAGUCAUUGCCUGAAGAACCCUCAGGUGCAUUAAUCUGUUGGAUGCCUUGCCCUGUUACCCCUGUAUGUUCCUUAACAAAUUGUCCUAUAAUGUAGAGGCCAGGGCCAAAUGUUAGGAGCAUGGCAAAACUUUAAUUAAAGGAACACUUCAAUACCAUUAUUACUAUAGCUGUAGUAGUUAUGGUGCUAGGAGUGCCCUGGCAACCCCCUCUUCCCCACGUAAGUAGUCAAACUUUGAAUUUUUAACUGGGUGCCAAUCGGCUCUGAUCCCUACCUCCACUACUGAUGGUGGAGAGAUGGAAUCGGCUCUGAUCCCCACCUAAACUACUGAUGGUGGAUAAAUGGAAUCGGCUCUGAUCCCCACCUAAACUACUGAUGGUGGAGAGAUAGAAUCUCUCUGUCUGUGGUCUCGUGGUCCAUAACUUACAUUAGUUCUCCUGAGCUGAGCUUACAAUUUAAGGCUAACUUAGUGGCUGAACGCUCCACCUGAUCGCUUUCAGCCAAGUUCUGCACUGCCAGGCUUAGAUCAGGGGAGCUAACAGAAGUUCCUCAUCGGUAGUAGAGGCAGGGAUUGACAGCUGGUAAUCCACAAGUAAGAAGUCAAACUGUUCUAAAUUGGUAGUGAAAGGGUGCCAGGGUACUGAUGGUACCAUAACUACUACAUUAGGCUGUAGUGGUUAAGGCUUGGAAAGUUUAUUAGGCAAUACAAACUUUGAAUUAUUCAGAUUCUUGCACACACUUUACUAGCCACUUUCUUGAGCACAUACCUAAUGAACUGUACUCACAGUCCUACCACAUCAGCCAAAAUACUACAUACAAAAACGGUGUAGUUAUGGUGUAGCCAGUUGUCACAUGUGUUGUGGGGUCGCAUGUAGUCAUAUGCUGUGUUUAAAUCAUAUAAUGUUCUCUUUCUUAUAUCCUUUAAGAAUCCAGCCAGUAAGUAUCCCUGUGGAGAUGAGCACUUACCGUACCCCUUGGAAUCACGAGAUGGAGUGGUGGCAGAACCAGUGUUGGUGCGAAAAACGAAUCCAUAUACCUCGGUUGCUAUAUCAGUUGUGAAUGAGCAUACGGUUGCAUUUUUGGGUACAGCCGAAGGGAAGCUUGUUAAGGUAAUUCUUAUGUGUUGAAAGAGAAUAUAUCUUGAAGUAAAAACCGAAGUUUUAUUUCCUUCUCAACAAGAAAUCCGCAAACUUCCUAAAAUGUGUUUAUUUUGUUACUCAAUCCUCAAUGAACAGAGCAUGGUCGCAGUGCACGGUCACGCUGACCUUACAUUUUACCUGAAAAAGACAGUGGGCAAUAGAAGGAUAUACUCAGCAUAUUCUCUAUUUAAACAGUUUUCUAGAAAAGGCCAAGCAAAUAUAUUGACUUGCUCUUUGACUCAGGAGCUUGUAGUUUGGCCCAUAGGAGCGAUGUUCAAAUGCUCCAAACUCUACACCGAAAGUUUUACUUUGAAAACAUUGCAUUCUUUUUGUCUCUUAGUACAGUAACUAUCAGAUAACGUUGAUAUAAUUGUGGGUGUUUUAAUUGAAGUCAAUUCAUGAAGAUGAUGCAAAAUAAUAUUCUGAUAAUAUUUUUAUUGGACAAUCAGUCCAGUCAAUAGCAAGAUUCUGUAAUAUAGGAUUAUUUUUUUACUUUUUGCGAUUUUAUUUAUUUAUUUAUUUUGUAGCAGUUAAACUCAUGAUCGAUUUUUCUUGCAGGCCUUUCUAGGGGAACAGUCUAGUGAGUACAAGACAAUACACUUGGACUCACACAGUGCAGUGAAAGAUGGCUUGGCCUUUGAUGCGUCUAGAGAACAUAUAUAUGCAAUGAAUAAAGAAAAGGUAUGUUAUUUAUAGUCUGCACACAUUUUGUUUUGUAAUCAUAUUCUAUGUGUACAUGUUUAAAUCAUAUACACCGAUAAUCGUUCUUAAAGGUUAGAACAGUUUGUUUUUUGGGUUUGUUAAAAAUUUUUUUAUAGUGGAAUAUUUAAUGCUAUGGCAUGCUAUAGGUUGGCUGGCUGAUUUUAAGACAAGGUUCCUUGAGUUUUAGAAACUGGAAGUCGUCGUUCAUUUUUUUUGUUUUGUUUUGUAAAUCUUGAAACCAUUUGAAAUGUGCCUUUGUUGUUGUUUUAAUUGGACUGUACAAUCAAAUUUGUGGUAAUGCUCACAAGCAUUUUGUUUCCUAAUAUUGGCCUCAAAUUAAUAUUUUUGGAUACUCUUUUAAAAGUAUUUUAUUUUUUAUUUUAUUUUUAAUAUUACAUGUCAAACAAUAUAUUAAUAGAUAAAAAUGUAUUAACAAAUUUAAAUAUUUCUAAAAAUUUUAAUAAAGCUAAAGAAAGUUUUCCCAAAAAUAUUUAAUCAUUUGAAAAGCUUAUCGAAAAAUAUUAAAUCAAGGUCAUUAUGUGAUCUGUGUAGGAAGUCUGGUAAAAGACAACAUUGUUUUGAAAUAGAACAUAGUAUAAAAAAAAUAUUAGACAAGAAAAAAAAAUGAAAUCCAGUUUUGGUUUUUUUGUUAUGAAAAAAUUAUAUUUUUAUUGAAUGUUUGUUUUUUUUGUCUAUCAAGAUAUACAAAGUUCCUGUCCAGAAAUGCCAUCAAUAUUCGGACUGCAAUCAAUGCAUUCAGGCAAAAGAUCCUUAUUGUGGCUGGUGUGUGCUAGAUGGAAAGUGAGUUUAGAAAUUAAUAAACACGUUCACUUUUUUCCCUUCUGAAGUGAGCUUAAACUGGUAUUAUGCUUUUUUAAUGUUUGACCCUAGCUGCCUCUGUUUUGCCAUGAUCAGCUGCCAUUUUCAAAACAUUUGAUUGGCUUACUCUAGAAACUUGAUGUGCCUUGUGCAGUUUAAUGUACAGAAUAUACUUGUACAAGUUCUGGAAUGUGUAAUAGCAGAUGUGUGUUUUAAGAAGUCUCAUGUCUCUUCUUUUAUUUUUAAUAAUGGCUGUAAAGUGAAUAUAGAAUAUCCCCGUAGCUUCGUUUUAAACACGUACUGCUUUAUUUGCCAGUAGAAGAGACGGAAGAAGCACAAGGCAUUGUGAAAAUAGCUUCAGGAUAAGUCAGCAGUUCUAAUUAGGACAUGCUCAUCGUCUUGUUGUCCCUGGGCAACUGUAUCUUGACAAACCUUGAAUGCAAGUCCACAAAUCCCAAGCUGUAGACCUGAAGUAAUAAGUGGCAAGGUUUAUCACUCAAGGUUUCAAGGUGGAUCUCUUUUGAUGUGAUGUAUGACCUUGUAAAGACAAAAAUAAAUAUUUUGCAAAAAAAAAACAACAACCUCUGUCUGUGAUGUACCUGCAUGAUUUACAAUGAACCAUGACUUCACGUGAUUUUUAACACUGUGCUUACCUCUCCUGAUAAUUAGCAAAUAUGUGUUUGUGAGGUCUGAAAAGUAAAAUUAAAUGUAAAAAUCCAUACCUCUGUUUUCUGGAACCAAGCACUUCCAUCUUAGCUCCCUGUGUGACAUUGUUAGAUGUGUUACCAUUUGUACCGGACACUCUGCAUCGAGAGAGGAAGAAAAACAAUUUUUUUUUUCCCGUUCCUCAAUGCAAUGUGUGCCCUGACUAUGCCAGGACUGAACUAGCUUCUUUUUUUUUAAAUUUAUUUAAAAUAAAAUGGACAUCUUUUGAAGAAAGUUUAUACAAGCUGAUUUUCCAUGUUUUAUUUUAUGGUGUAAUUUACAGAGAAGUCUCUCUUCCUAGUGUGCAUUCUCUUUUUUAUAGUAUUAUAAUUUACAGAGAAGUCAUGACUCCCAUUUAUAUGGACAUCACAGGCUCGAAAACUAUCUUUUAAUGCAGACUUAAAAUAUUUUGAUAGAUUUUGUCCAGUUCAUCAUUAGUAAAUUAAUAUUUUUACAAAAUAAAGUACAAGUUGAAUGUGUUACAAUCAUUUAGAAUCUUUCUCAACGCUCUGUAGAUGUACCACGAAAGGAGACUGUCUGAGUGCCGGGGAACCAAACCACUGGUUGUGGAGUCGAGACGGAGUUUGCAUAAAGGUCGAGAGUGCAAACCCGCAGAAUAUGAGUGUGAUGGCCCCUGGCAAGGUGAAUAAACUGUAAAUGUAUGAGCAAAUUGCACCAUAACCCAUUGUCAUAGAUGAUUUUUGGGGCCCUCAAUCUACAAUUUCCCCUAAAUUCCUCUGCACUUUGUGUAUUUUUGUAAUUCGAGCUGUGCGCUAUGUUCGGGGCAAUGUAGCAUUCUCUGUGGUUGCAGAACAUGAUAUUCUUCAAAUUCCAAGUUGUUAUUAAUUUCUCUCUGUAUGCGUGAUGGGUUACUUUUGUUAAUAAAUUACAUAUUCAAAUACUUAGUAAUCUCUUACUGUGAUUUUCCCAUUCUUUUUAUCUUCCACUGUUAUCUUAAAAGUGAUGAUGCAAUUAGUUCUCUUUUUAUAGAUCUUUUUAAAUAACGAAUAGAUAACAUAAAUAUUUAAUUAUCAGAAUAUUAACUGGAGUGCAAAUGAUGCUGAAAUAUCCUUUUCAUUACAGAUUCAUGGUGCAAAAAAAAUUGUUUUUCUUCUUCUAAUUAACUUUUUGUAGCGUUGCUAAAGUACAGUAUUUCAAAAUGAUCUGCAGAAAUCUGUAUUGGUAACUGUGCUCUGUAUCUACUUAUAUACGUAAAAUAUGGUGAUGCUGAUUAUUUUAACAUCAUUUUCAAACAGGUUAUUUUAACUGUAAAUCCACCUGUAACCUUAAAAGAUGAUGACCACCUAAUGUGUAUGUUUGGUGAUAAAGUAGACAACGCUGAGCUGCAUGAAGAUGGGACCAUAUCUUGCCCUCCUCCUGACAAUAUUCCUGAAACCGAAAAAGGGAACGGUAAAUAAUUAUCAUAAAGUUCUAUAUGCCAAUUAUAAAACCUAAAAAUAAUCAGGUUAGAAGAGCAGGAUGUACUUUUCCUCACUAGCAGAAUUCUAAUAAAAUAGUAAAUAUUUAGAUUUUUAUCACUUCAUAGAGUUACAUAGAAUGUAGGUUUUAAUUUAUCUUUAAAAAAAAAAAAUUGUAUUUCAUUAUUCUAUAAAUACAUGUUUAAAACAGUGCAUAUACUAUAUUGUAUCUGACAUUGCUUAAUGUAUUUUUUUUUGUGUGUGAUGUAGCCGCAUUAACUGUAAAUAUCAUUUGAGUCUUCUUUCUAAGUUAAAGCCUAGAUCUCGAAACACUGAUUUGUUGUGGCGUAUCAACUUGAUAAUUGUAUUUAUUGGCUAAAAUGCUUUGAUUUAUUUUUUUAAUACAAGUUGCAACUUGCCAACAUAUUUGAUUUGAUAGAUAGAAGAGGUACGUAAGGGAACAUUGUUUAAAUACGUUAAUAAUGUGGAUGUUACAACUAUAAAUAUGAUUAUUAAUAACUAAAAUGAUGUAAUAAUAUUUAGAAAUUCACUCUAUGAACAAGUUAUUGAUAAAUAUUUCCCUAUACAGAUUUAGGAAAACGGACGUAGAGUGUAAUGAACUUGGCAGGCCCUAUAUUUUAAAGGUUAAUAGGGUUGAUUUUAAGAACAGAUUUAGCAUUUUCAAUUAGCUGGAAAAAUAUAUAUUUAUGAAAACUGUUAAACUUACCCACAAUUGUUCUCGUAGCAGAGCUCUGUAUGGGAUCAGCUCCUCAGUCUAUUUAAUCUGGUGUUAAAAUGCCAUUCUAAUAAAUCCUUACUCUGGCAUUAAAAUGUCAAGUGCUUUAAUCUUUAAUGUGCACAGUUUCUUUGCACAUAUUUCUCAAGGAACAAAUACAGAAACUACUUCAGAUCAAAUGACCCACUGAUUUCAAUAGAAGUUUUGGUUGGAGCGAUUGAUUAAUUACCACAAUCUUGCUGUGAUAAAUAUAAGCACUAUUAGCUGAUGAAGAUACAGUUUCAAGAGCAGUUUUUAGUUUUUUUUUGUCUUGUUUUGUUUUUUUAUAAAAUGUAAUAAGUUGCAGGAUGUGCACCUCUAUGAAAUGUAUCCAUCCUUACUCAACUGUCUCACACGUUUUUUUAGUACUUGUAUAGAGUGUAUCCCUCUAUGGAUAGAUCUGAUUAGCAGAGACAUAUUUGUGGGGUUUCAGAAGCAAUAUUUGUGAUUAGUAUUGACUUUCGGGCCUGGAACAGCAUAAUCCUAUUUCCUCUGUAUCGGGACCAGUAGGCAAACAAUAUUUCAGAUGCUCCUGAGUGGCCACUGGGCCACCGAAGGCCACCUUUGGUCAAGUACUCGUCUAUGUAUUUUACUUACUUGUUUUUCUUUUUUUCUCAGUGUCUCAGCAAUUCAGUGUUUCGUUUUUUUGUUUGUCUAUAAUGUGCAAUGUGCGUUCUCCCAGAAUAGUCCCAUUUUCAAGGCUUUAGUUUUACCCGACCUAUUGCAUUCUGACUGAAUUAUAUUCCAUUCGUUAACAUUGAAUAUUGUUUUUGUAUUUCAGAUAAUGUGAAUGUCACUAUUAAUCUACACUUUGAAAAGGGCGAAACUGUGUUUUUUGCUAAUUAUUCGUAUCCAUUUUAUAACUGUAAACAAGCAAUGUAUCUCUCCGAAAAUUUGCCGUAAGUAUUUAUACCAUGACUUCAGAUAUGCGUAACAUUAAACUGCUAUUAAAGCCUAUAACAAGUAACAAUUAUCAGAAUGUAUCUAGGCAGUGUUAUGCCCAUAUUGUCAUACCCCUACUUAUACCCUUUGUUUCACUAUACCCACUCCCUCUAGCAUGUAAGCUCAUUGAGCAGGACCCUCAACCCCUCUGUUCCUGUGCGUCAAACUUGUCUGGUUACAAUUACAUGUCUGUUAGUCCACCCAUUGUACAGCGCUACGGAAUUUGCUGGUGCUAUAUCAAUAAUAAAAUAAUAAUAAUACUAUAAAAUGUAUUAAUGAAUAGCCUAAAUCCCAUUGGUGCAUUACUUUAUUUUGCCUAAUGAGGAAACUGAUAAAGGCAAGCCUGUGUAAAAUCAUUCUUGCCACUUUCAUUAGUAUUAUGGAGCAUGUCGUUUUUCUACAACUGCCGAGCUACCUGCUGAUUACUCCAGAAAAGCAUGCUACUAUUUCAACGAAGGAAUCUAGUCUUGCAUCCCUUUGAAGUAUAUUAACAGAUACAUUUAUAAACGUGUCAAUAACACAAAUAAUUGCUGCUUUUGUUACAAAUAUAUGAGAACUACUUUCAAUGUGUGUUUACGUGUUAAUUUCUCUAAACAUUUAAUUGUAGUAUUGUAGUGGUUAUGGUGCUAGGCAGCUAAGUCGUACCAUGGUUACGGUGCUUCAAUUACUAUAUCUGCUGCCAAAUGAAAUAUAUGAACACUAAUGCCCGGGCAUCUGCUUUGGUUUCAGGUGCUCUUCUUGUGUGAACAGUCAGUGGAAAUGUCAGUGGGCACCAGAUAAACACACUUGUUCGGAUUUUAACUUAGAUACGGUAAGUCAUUGUCACUGUACUUACUUUGUGUUAAUGCUGCGUUCCAACCUGGACUCAUUGCGAUAGAACAAAUAAAUAAAUGACACAUGUUUGGUGGCCAUCAUGGAACUUCCAAGCCACAUGGCCAGGUGUCAUCUUGGAACUCCAUAAACACAGUGAAUUCUAACACAGCAGUUAUUGUGAAACCCUUUGAAUUGCUCAAAAUGAUUCAUCCAAAACGAUGAACCACAACACUAUUGAAACGGCUCUGACCAAAGUAUCAAACAAUUUAAUCACUGCAAAAUCUAGUGGUCACUAUUCUAUCUUAAUUCUCCUUGACGUUUUGCUGUUUUUGUUGGUCAUCAACAACUUCUUCACAUCCUCCGUAAUCUCGGUCUGCGAGUUACUGCUCUCUCUUGGUGCUCCUCCUAUCUCACCCAGCGCUCUUGUAUUGUUUCUUUCUCUGACUCUGCCUCUUCUCCACAACCACAAUCUCUGUUGAUGUUCCCCAAGUUUCUGUCCUUGGUCACCUGCUGUUCUUGAUCUACAUUGCUUCCAUUGGUAAACUCAUCAGCUCCUUCGGCUUCGAAUGUCAUUUCUAUGUGGAUAAUAAGCAAAUCUAUCUGUCCUCUCCUGAUCUCUCUCCGUCCCUCUUGACUAGUGUCACUGACUGCGUCUCUGCUAUUUCUAACUGGAUGGCUGCCCACUUCCUUAACCUUUUCCUGUCUUUCUUCUGUCUAGUACUGUUACUCCUGUUUCUCUCUUCCUCCAAGUCAAAGGCGCUUUCAUAAUUUUAACCUCACAGGAUUGCUGCCCAGGUGUCCUCUUUGACUCCAAACUUUCUUUCGCCUCUCAUGUGCAGUCAAUUGCCAAAUCCUGCUACAUACAUUUACAAAAACAUAGCGGUCAUUCUCCACUAUAUACUGCCGGACACGGCUAAGGUGCUAGUCCAUGUCGCCAUCUUCUCUCGCCUUGACUACUGCAGUCAGCUUCUCAAUAAUCUUAUGUGUUCCCUACUUGCUACAUUACAGUCUAUAAUGAAUGUAGCGGCAAAGAUCUUCAUCCUGUCAAUCUACACCUCCCAGGCCUCCUCCCUCUGUUGGUCCUUACAUUGGCUUCCCAUAAGAUACAAGGCUCAAUUUAAAUUUCUGUUACUUGCUUACAAAUAUAUACCUAACAAUGCUUCUACCUACCUAUCCUCCCUAUUAUACAAGUAUGUCCAAUCAAGGCCUCUAUGCUCCACCGUCUAUCCCUUGUCUGUACUCACAUCUCUGAUGCUUGCCUUCAAGACUUCUCUAGGGCUGUACCUCAAGGUCAUAGCAUGACUUAAAAUAUGCAGUGGAGUGCAACAAAUUUAAAUAACAAAAUGAUCUGUCAAUCACUGUGCCAGAAAUACUUCUACAGGAGUUAUGAAAAUCCUGCUGCACGUAUGUUUUAUAAUCUGUGCAUCUUUUGUAUCAACCCUCUCGAAGGCUUGAUAUCACAUAGUUUGAAACAUUGAAUCUGUCACACAAAAAAAAUCUGUUUGUUGUUUUAGACUUGACCACAUUUCAGAACUUACUGUUAAAGCGGCACUGUCAAGCUAAACUUACCUUUCCCCAAUCGAUUAAUCUCUCCCUCUGUCAGGAUCUGUUCUUCAUUUCUUCCUGUCUGCUCUAGUUUUCUUUAAACCAUAAGACAAAGUAGGGACUAUUUGUCUUAGGAGGUUUCCUACACCUGACCAUCUCUGACUAGCAGAGGGGCAAAGUGUGCUCCGUUUCCUGAGGUCAGAAAAAUUUUCCCACAAUUCUUACCUUUCCUCUAUGAUCUCGCGAUGCUUCCUGUCAGUAUUCCCGAACGCCGGCAAAACUACAGAAUUUGGGGGGCCUAAAUGAAAAGUCCAGACGGUAAAAAAAAUAAUCCUUCUUAUAGAGCCUUCCCACGCCCUGCAAUUAAGCUCAUAGCGGCCUGAUUGAUUGGUUUCAGUUACCUGUCACAGCACUCUGAUUGGUUGGCUUGAAAUCAUGGGUGGGGGUAGGGGGGUGACAAUAGGUCCCCCACAUUGUCAUUUUAAGCCCCACACGUCAUACAUGAUUGAUGGCCAUGGGGGAGGACAAAAGGUCACUCCUCCCCAUUUUCAUUUAGGGCCCUCACCCGCCGCUCAUGGGUGGGGUCUGGGGCGAGGACAAUAGGUCCCCCCUUUAUUGUAAUUUAGGGCCCCCACCCGCGGCUCAUGAGUGGGGCCAAGAGGGAGGACAUUAGGUCCACCCCCCCCCUCCCCACUGGGGACCAGUGGUUUUACUUGGUCAGUGCAGUCAUACUUACUGAUAGCUACUAGGGGUUGAUUUACCAAAAACGGCCAUGUUAUAAAUUGCACGGUUAAGAGGACACUGCACCCGGACCACUUUAUUGAGAUUAAGUCUUGGUGACUAUAGUGGUCCUUCAAUGGUGUUCUUUGAUUGACCUUGGGAAGGAAUUGUUGUUGUCAAACUUUGACUCUGGUUUGUUACAGCAGAAGCCCUAUUCUCAUGUGACGGCAUAUGUCUUAUUUUUAAACCAUGCCUCCACCAACUCCUUGAGUGAUUUGCAAUAUAAUUUCAGAUGAGUAGGAGAAAAUAAGACAGAACACCCUGAUAAAUAAACCAUAAAUAUGCACUUAAGGAAUUUACUAUGUGAUAUAUGGAAAGUAAAAUGUUUGUGUUUCAUUUUCAGGUGAAUGAAGGAACGAUCACAAGGGUAAGUUAUUUUGUUGACUGGUGUGAAUGUUUAUUAAUACUAUUAAUGAGAAUAUUGCAAUGUGGGCUGAUAGGGUAUUCACUGAAGUGAGAUUUACUGGGAAUUUCAAACUGAAGACCAAACUAGCCAAACUGAAAACAGAACUGAUUAGGAGAAUUUUUCUACUUCGGUUAUUUUGGCCUACAAUUUUUAAUUCACUUUGAAUUCUGGGCAGCUCAUACCUCGUGAAUAACCCAUGCCGUGAAAGACAAAAAAAAAAAAAAAAAUCAAAAAUCAGGUUUUGUGAAUAACUGAUUGAGUGGAAUGUUAUUGAUACAGUGUGGCAUGCAGUCUGUGUCUGCACAAGAAACAAUGUAAUGUUUAAAUCUUAUGAUACACCGGUACCCUGUGUGAAUCCCUCCCAACCGUGCUCCUAUAACGAGCAGUAGGUGUAUGUUUGGCCUAAGCGGACGCUCAGAUUGUUUAUUUGCUUGGACCUGCUACUAUGGUAGUGGUCACUCAUCCAAGCACUGUACAUUUUUGUGAACUACAUUCCCCAUGAUGCUUAGCAAGCCAUUUGAAUAAGAGCUGCUGUGCACAGAUAUCUAAGAUUCCUAGAUUGGCUAUUACUAUCUUAUGAUAUUUGCGGGUUGUUCUUUAAACUAUAUUGCUUGUGUGGCUGAGAUCUAGAGGAUAAAAUACACCAUUACACCAUUUUGUUUUCCUGUUGUUAGGAAGAUAUUGUCUCUAUUUUCCUUGUGGUUAUACCUUUGCUGGUGGUCUUUAGUGUUUCUGUUUUGGUGGGCUCUUAGCAGUCACCCAUGCGAAUCCCUGGAGUUUAGUUAAACCAGAAUACAGAGUAAUUAUGAAUCAGUCCAACCAGAUAUAGUAAUCUUAGAAGCAGGGCUGUGGAGUCGGUACACAAACUGCCCAACUUAUGGUACCUCUGACCCCUUAAGUUGUAUUUUACCCUGCAUCGUUAUAAUACAAUUACUAUAUUACACUUUACCAUGUGUGCGGGAGUAUAAGUCGUUAAUUAUUUUGCCCAUUGACUUAGAAGAAUAUAGACCUAAACCAAUAUUACAGCUCUAAUUUUGGGGGUCUAUGAUGACUUCUGAACUGUUUGAGCUUUUAAGUAGCGAAUUGAAUAUCUGAUUUCAUAAUGUAGGUGAAUAUAGUGAAGGAGUUACUAUAACAUACUUAAUUAUGUUUUAUCCAAAUGAACUAUUUUUAUUUUAAUAGUUUUUUCAAAUUUGCAAUUCGGUUUCGAUUCAGUCCAACUUGAUGUUUAGUAAAUAAACCCAAGAGGUUAGUAAUUUGUCUGAGUUUUCAGAUUUCCGACAUUAAAUUUGAAUCCCUCGUAAUACACGAACAUCUGGUAAUUGGUAUGGGUUAGAAGUGUACAAAUCCAUGCCUGUGUGCUUUUCGAUAAACCCCUCGAUAUGCUACUAUCGUGUGUCAUAGCUAGAGAGCUGCUUGUGUGCAUUUACAUGCUGGCUAAGGAUUAAAAGGUUGAUGCUGAGCUUAGCCGAAAUAUUAUGUUGUAUCAUGUGAAAUCCACAAAACCUGGCUAAAUACCAUAGACUCCAUUUACAUCAACAUUCUCGAGUGCAGCUUGCGUUUGUAUGUGCCAAUAUUUUCCUACGUGAUGGUGUAAUUUACUAACCAUGUUAUAAAUGUGUUCAUCUUUUGGCUAUUUGUUUAAAUCCUUUCCUGUAAUGUCAUACUGUAACAUAGUCACUAUUGCACAACUACAUAGUGUGAAGUGGUUUAUUACUAAAUCUCAUAUGCUCUAUUUUUUAUAUAAAUGGCUUUUUCGCCUAUUUUUUAAUUUGCUGAUUUACCGUGCGUACUUACCCAUAUACCAGAAACUUAGAUAAGUCGAAACCGCAAGCAGUCUAAUGAUUACUUGUUUCCAAGUGAGUCAAAUAUUUAUAGAGGGGCUUAAAAUAAUAUUUUAUACCAGAGGGUUUUUCCUCCUUUUCUCCCGUUUUUCUUUUCAUGAAACAUUACAUUUUUGUUGUACAUUGUACGACUGUGUUUCAGAGAGAUGUAUAAACUGGAAGCAAGACAAUAAAAGUAUGUCAAGUCCACUUGGUAUGGUUUUACGCACAUGUUCUUGAAAUUUAGAGAAUGUGAAGUUAAACACGUUUGGCUUGUAUAAAUUCUAAUUUAGCAUCAUGAGAAAUAUGGUUCACAAACACCUGGUGUUACCCAUCACUGAUAUAGACUGACAGAGUUAUUCACUGAAGUCAGAAUUCAAAGGGAAUUUCAAAUUUAAGGUCAAAAUAGUCGAGCUAAGUUAGCUGUGCUUUUUGUUUGGCUACUCGGGCCUUGAGUUUGAAAUUCACUUUGAAUUCUUUCUUUAGUAAAUAAGCCUGUGAGUGUUCAUGGUUGAAGUCUAAUUUUGAUCUUGAUUCUUUAUUUGAUCCUGUAUUGGUGUUAAGUAAUGCAAACGUUGACUUUCAGGAAGAAGAUUGUCCUCAGUUCUUUGAUCCGGAACCUUCGAUUAUUCCGAUGGAACAUAAAACCACCAUAAAAUUUAAAGGGAAGAAUCUGGAACAUUUCCAGGUAAAACACCUUCGCUUUGGAAUUAAGUUGUGGCUCUCUGAAAAUCCCCAAAUCAGAAACACACUAGUUGACAUUUAAAGGGCCAUAUAAAAUCUUGUGUUUUUUUUUUUUUCUAUUUCUUUUAAGAAUUUUUUUUAACCGAUUCAUUAAAAGUAAACAACCAAAAUAUAUAUAUAUAUAUAUAUAUUUUUUUUUUUUUUAAAUAAAAACUCUAACUUUAAGUUCCUGCAUUUUCUGCAAAUUAUCAGGUCAUGCAUAUUCUGCAGUGAGCUCUUACUAAACCAGGAAAUGUAUGUAGUUAGGGUUAUAAAAAAAAACAAAAACAUUUGUAUGUUUUUUUUGUUUUUUUUUUAAAGAACUGUACAAAACAAAAAAAGUAAUUGUUUAAUUAUAACUGAACCCACGCAUUGCAAUAAAUGUGUGGUUUCUUGGCGUGUCACUUUAAUAGUGUUUGUUAGAUAUGUUCGUGUUUAUUGGGCUGUAUAUAUGUAACUAAGAGUUUUGUGAUAAUGCAGGGAGAGGCCUUCAAUGCUGGCUACAAUCGCACCGAUUUCGAAACAGCUGUGAGCGAGGAUUCUGGAGAUUUUUCACUCGCCAUACCUGAGGUAUUUGAUCCUGAUAUCAAUAUUUUUUCUCCUAGAUAUUAAGACGAUGCGCAUUUCACUUGAUCAGAGAAGAAAACAUAUUCUCUUCUUUACAUAUUUGUGCUCGCAGUAUAAAACACAGUUUCUGUCUGUUUAUAUAUCCGUUAUUUAUUGAGGUUAUAUCAAACAUCACGGGAUAGGAUACACCCAAUACUGUGAUACCCUCUGCUACAUUGAUGCUGAUGUGCAGUCCAAUGUAAUGAGAGGGAUUAGUACAAUAAUGUUGCUAUUUAUCAACUCUGUAAGUGUACUAGUAUACCAAUGGCAGAUCUAUGUUUCUGUGCUGAGAUUAGUGGGGGUUGCACUCCUGAGCAGUAGCUUCCACCAUUUUAAUGACGGCAGCUGAAAUAGCUGCUACCUGGGAUUGUAACUCCCACUAAUCUCAGGCAGAACUGGAAAUCUUUGCUGCCCUUAACCCCUACCCUAUCCGAUUCCCCCAACCAAUACACUACGCAUUGUCUUAUCACACGACACUACACACUGUUGUUUACUCUAUAUAUGUCUGUAUAUUUGUAGAGAAAAAUGUAGACUGUUUUGUUUUUUUUAUUGUGUGCAAUAUUCCCUGCAUUAAGGAAAUUGAGGCUGGGGCAGCAUGGGAAAUCGACCCAACCUUUAUCAGCAGAGUCUGGAUUUCUAGGGAACCUAGAACAUUUAAGACUGUCAUUGAUUGUGUGACACAUGUUCUGUUUUGUUCUGUCAUUAAUAUGUAGUCACCCCUACAAUGGAAUCUCCCUAGAUCACUAAUCCCAGUGCGUCUAGCUAUUAUUGUGUGUUGAGUCAGGCAGAGGGAGUGGCUGUGCAGAUUUCAUGUCUGUCUUUGUUCCCCUCUCCUGCACUGUUAGUGCGGGUUAUUUUAUGAACCUCUGUCCUAUUUCCCAGCAUUGCACAUGUAAUUGCUCUUAGCAGAUGUGGAUAUGUCCUUUGCUCUGAGUGGAUCACCAGUCCGUUUACAGUUGACUGCUGGUGCGUGUCUUUUGUGCCUAAAAGUUCUCGGCUUGAAUAGUCUCCAAUUUCUUCCAGUUCUUUCUGUUUUCAUGCCCGUUAUAUGGCACAUCGGGUGUCCUGUUAAAAUGGGUUGCAGAAUAAUUAUGUUUGCCUCCCUGCCUCUUUUUAAUUCUAGCAUUCAGAGUAUUUUAUGAGUUUUGUUCAUUAUUCUUUUUGUGUUGUCCCUCUCCUUCCCCCCCUAGAUUGCAGCACAAAAUAAAGACAAUGUCCCUCUGAAUAUUUACAUAAAGGUGAAGGACAGGAACAUUGACAGCAAGCUGAAUGGUAGGUGUAUGCACAAUAAAUCUAACUGUAUUUCUUUUUUCUUUGAUAUAUCGAAGUGCAUUUUAAAAAAUAAAAAUUAAAUCUGAUCCGAAAAAAAUCAGUAUAUAAAGUGUAUAUCCGAUAAGUAAUGGUUUUAAUCGUUAUACGGUGGCAGGAAAUUUUCUAGUAGAUUUAAGACAAGGGAGGCCAGAGAGGUAGACCCUCAGCUGUUGCAGAUGUCCCACCCAUACGAUGCUUGGCAUUAAGCUGUCCAUCACAGAACUCGCAGUUCUGCAAGAGCUGGUGGUCUGUCUUUUGUAAACUCCUGAAUGAAAAGAUAUAGAAUGAGUUAGUCAUAUCCCAUUUAUAUUUUAACAUCGAUAACAUGUCAUUGCUCACAGUGAGGUUUAACGAUAAUUUCUCAUUAUUUACGCACAUUAUACAGAGGUAAAAUUGUAUCCUCUGUAAAAAGUCAUUGUAUUAAUGUUGUUUGUGGGAUAUGUUCUCCUUAAAACAUAUAUUAUUGGUGAUUAUACGAACUGUUAAAGUUGAAGAUAUUUUGUCCAGUUUAACGUAAUAAAAGCUGUAUUUUAAUUUCAUACUUUUUUCUAACUCUGUAAUGUUAUGAUUUAGUAAUUAACAAGUAGCAGAUUUCUUUAUUUCUAAGCACAGUUGAUUUGUAACUUUUUCACGUAGCGGUUUCUUUGCUGCAUGAAAUUCACAUCCUCUAGCUUAUAACCGUACCACACUGUGAUGUUCCCUAGUGAUAUCGACCGUUCGGCAGAGUGUGUGCUGAAAAUGUGAGAUAUUACCAGGGAUGCUGGGAGAGAACAUCAAUAGACAGAAAACGUCAAUACUAGCUCCCAUUUCCACGCUCACGAACAGUCUUUAUGGAAUUUAUGGAGAAUAGAACUGUUUUAUUAUUUAAAGAACUUCAUAUAGUCAGACCUGCUUAUAUAUUAACAUGAUCUGUAAAUAACAUACAUCUACAGCGUUUAAAGAGAACCCCACUGUGUAACAUGUUGAUGAUACUAUGUAUCUUUUCGGCUCUCUCCUUUGUUCUUAGUAAAUCUAUACAACUGCUUUUACGGAAGAAGUGACUGCAGUUUGUGUCUCGCUGCCAACGAUACGUACGAGUGUGUGUGGUGCAACAAUAAAUGUGUUUACAAGGAAAAGUGUACGGGAACGCCAACCUCAGAGUGUCCUGCUCCUGUCAUCACAGAUGUAAGAAUGGGUUAAAACUAUUUGAUUUGUGAGAAUAAGUCACUUUAAAGAAAUGAAUAGCACAUAUAACGGCUGCAGUUAAUAUUGUGAAUUGUGCAUAAUCUCAAAAUACAACACCAAUUUUACAAACGUUCAUACCUCAAUGUUCUGUACUCUCUCCGGCAGACUCUUUUAAAAUACUUACUUAUUGUGGCACAAACUAUAUAUUCUAAUUUUAAAGAGAGAGUUCACGCGCAGCCCAGAGCAGUCUGUCUGUUGGAAGUGCUCUCAGCAACCUGAUACGUAGAGGGACACUAUAGUCACCAAAACAACUUUAGCUUAAUAAAGCCGUUUUGGUGUAUAAAUCAUGCCUCUGCAGUCUCACUGCUAAUUUCUCUGCCAUUUAGGAGUUAAAUCACUUGUUUAUGCAGCCCUAGUCACACCUCCCUGCAUGUGACUUACACAGCCUUCCUAAACACUUCCUGUAAAGAGUCAUCUAAUGUUUAAACUUCCUUUAUUGUAAAUUCUGUUUAAUUAAGAAGUUCUAAUAUCCUGCUCUGGUAAUAGCUUGCUAGACCCUACAGGAGCCCCCUGUGUGUGAUUACAUUUCAAUUUACAGAACAGGAAAACUAUUAACUUUUAACAUAAGUUACUGAUUGAAAAUUAAACCAUUUAGUUUUUUUAUGCAGACUGUUUGAGUCACAGACAGAAAAGGUGUGGCUAGGACUGCCUAAACAGAAUCAAAAGUGAUUUAAAUCCUAAAUUGCAGAGAAUUGAGCAGUGAGACUUCAGGGGUGUGAUCUAUACACCAAAACUGCUUCAUGAAACUAAAGUUGUUUAGGUGACUUUAGUGCCCCUUUAAAUUUCAUAUUUGAAAAUAAAGAAAUAUGGCUAUUGCACAUCUACAUUUUUGCAUGUUUCACUCUGUUACAUAAUAUCGUUAAUUCAUUCGACUUUAAGACUUUAAGAAUGUUUGCUUAACUGUAUUUUCAAACUGCGUUAUAAUAGCAGAGAUUGGAAAGAAGGAAUAUUGAACGAUGCUUAUUUGACUGGGUUUCAUUUCCUCAAGGCAGUUUUUUGUUUUUAGUUUAAUUUUUGCCUAGUUUGGAACAAAUCAAUGCUUACUGCAAACUCAGAGGACACACAGUCUCUUCUCCGACCGUGCUCGGGCUACGAUAUAUAAAAUAUUCUUCACCUCUUAGUGGUUUCUGCUGUGACACGUAUUUAUCUCUUGACAGGAUUUUGCACUUUAGCCUGCUCGGUCAUUUUUAAACUAUGUGCGGUAUUUUUUAUGGUAAAUUCUUGUAAGUGUUUUGGCUCAGAUAAGCUGUCAAUGAGGAUAAAAGAGAUUUAAUAAAAAUCAAAGGCUAGCUGUAGUCUGUCCACGGAUCGCAAUGUGAUCUUGGUAUUAGCCGUAUCGAUAUCUAGGAAGAGCAGGGGCUUAUCCAAAUCUCAGUGGUGGCUGGAGACAUGGAUUCUUCUUUAUUUUGCACAUUUUUUUUAAAAACCUUUUAGCAGGAGUUUUUGUGCAGCGUACUGUAGGAAGUGAGGUUUAUUCAAUAAACAGUGUAUUGCCAAAUUGAUGCAAAAAAUUUAAAAACAUUUAAAACUUGCCUAUUUUAACUUAAAUUUUAAAAUUUGUAUUUCAGAUCAUUAUAAUUCUCUAUUUAGUGAAUCAAACCAAUAUUGCAUUAAAAAAAAAAAAAUGUACUAUAAAGGCCUGGGCAUUCUACUAGAGCAAUUCAUUUUUUGUUUCCCAUCCAGCUUUUUGACAUGUCAUGAUUCAGAGGUUCUUAUUUUAGUAUUUUUUUUUUUUUUAGAAUUUUUUGUAGUUUGUAUAUAUUGUGUUACUCAUAUUUUUUUUAUUAAAUGUUAUUAAUAUUUAUAAUGUUAUCUGGGUAAAUAAAGUUUCUGUUUUGUGGUUUCUAUAAAGUAUUUAUGGGGCUCUCACUAAAUGUAAUCUUAUGGCAAUGGUCGCUACUUAAUACCCCACAGAUGUUGCUGGCUAGGCUUCAUGAGAUGUGUCGCUAAGAAACAUAUGUGGUGCGCAGGUCAACCAUCAAUAUUUUAAAGCAACAAGCAUGUUUUUAAGCGCCCCUCUUGAAGUUUCUGUACCAAUAAAAUUCUCCGCAACCUGUUUAUUUUGAUGUAAUGUAGCCUCAUAAAUCAAAAGACUUGAUUCAUGUUACAGAAGUAUGUUUUCAGGGGUAGGGUGUGAGUUCGAUACACAAGGAUAAAGGGCAGGAAAUGCCUGAAAACAUGUAGUGACAAAAAUAGAAUAACAAAAUAAAACAGACCAAACAUAACAUGCUAACAAAGCAUUACAAAGAAAAUAUCAGAACACUAAUAUUAGGGAAACACAGCACUCAAAGAAAAUAUAACCACUAAAACAUUCAGAUACUCUGUGUAUCCGAAAUCCGGAAUGUUUUACUUUAAGGGAUUGCUCAGCAGCAAUUAUUUACUACACAACUUUCAUUUUACGUGACGUAGAGUAACACUGCUUUGAGUGAUCUAAUGCCUGUCUAGUUUCUAAUAAUCAAAGUUGUGAAAUAUUUGCCAGAAAUGAGAAGUAAUCGGUGUCAGAUUGUUCCUGCUUGAUUUUGUGACCGUAUACCAGUAUUAAUAGAAUCCCAGUAUUGUGUUGGUCUUAUUGCCAUUCUUCUCUAAGUGAUCUUAGUAAGUAUAUCUAUUACAUAGUCAGAGAGUUCACUAGAGUACAUGGUGGCACCUUGUACCAAAAGGGCUGGUUAGGACGUUGUAUGGCUAGAAUGAACAGGGGCUAUGUGAGACGGUGGCUGGCUACAAAGGACAAUGGGCUUCUUAGGAUCAUGUAUGGCUACAAAAGGCAAGGGCUGUGCAGUGACAUUUAGUAAUUUUUUUUUUUUAAAUUAAUGCUGUUUUUUUCACCCUUUUUUCCCUCUUCAGUUUGAGCCUAAAACGGCUCCGCUACUUGGUGGGAUUCGUCUUACUAUAAAGGGAUCAAAUUUGGGGGUGAUCGAUACAGAUGUGGAAGAAAUAAAAGUUGUAAACACUCCGUGUGAAUUUGUGAAAGAAGAAUAUUCCGUUUCCACCAGGUAAGCGUGGCCUUUAAUUUCUGUUAUUCUUUUAUUUGUUUUUUCCAUAAUUAUUAGCAUAGUAUUAUUAGUAUAGUUAACGUGUUUAAGUUCACUCUGAAGUACAUUUCGGCAAAAGUACAAAAUGAAUUGCAGGGUGCAAAGUGCCUCAGAUGUUACUGUCUGAAUCCGUUUAUGUAACAUUCAUUGUUCCUGUCAGGAAUAAUUUAAUGGGAUUCCGAGUCAGACACCACACCGUCCUAGCACCUUUAAGAGUGUAAGAUUUUAGUCUGUCACUGGUCCUUCCUUGUUAGCUGUUAAUGAGAUCGUCUAACAUGUUCUGUAGAAGGCACGUUGUAUUUUAAUGCGAGAAAGCACAGAGAACACUGCAUUCUAUUUAGAGAAAGAAAAUCAUUCACUUGGUUACAAUUUUAAUUUUACAUGUGGGUAAGAGAGGCAUCAUAUAUGAAUAGAACCUUCGGGGAGGGUGGUUUAUGAUACCCUAUAACAGUGAUCCAUCUCUCACGCAAUCUAUAGCAGAAUAUUUCAUGGACUUUGAGGAAACUUCCAUAGAGAAUCAUUUAAAUAAUUAGAAAAAAAUUUCUACACUUGCUCAAUAAACAGGAAAUGUUGAGACACACUGUUUGCCAGAGUGUGUGAAUCUGGGCAAUUGGCAGACUGGCAUGUGGGUUUGCUAUUUCACUCGGCCAUUCUCCUAACAAAGCUCUGUAUGUGUUAGAACUAGGAUUUCCAGGUCAACUAUAAAUAAAUCUAUAUACAUUUGUCGUUAAAUGAUAAUUGCUGUCAGGAAGUAUGUGGACUUCCCUACAGAACUCUCUGUAUUGCCACCUUGCCUGUGAAUUGUACAACAUGCAAGGGAGCACUUUUCAUAUGCUGCCCAACAGCAAAAAAAGGUUUUAUUAUAUCCAGAAAAACAUGGUGGAUGUGGGAACACUGGCCCCCCUUUUUUUUCUCAAUUGCAAAUGGUCCUUUUUUAUUUUACAAAGCUUUUGAGACUAAUUGUUAUUUUUUUAUGGAGUAAUAUUAUUUUUUCUCCUUUAGGGUUGUGUGCACAGUUGGUGAAUACUUUGACGGUAGCACCUCAGGAAAUAUAGAAAUAAAGGUUAAAGAGAAACAGGGAAGUUCCCCGGAUGGUCUUUUGUUUGUCUAUCAGGUGAGUAUUUCUUUGUCUGUGAAACAUUUAAGCUGUUCAUUGAAGCCAUAUUUCUCCACACCAUAGUCUUAAUCCCACAGCACCGUAGCCAUAUUCCCUAACCGUGCAUAAUAACCAUAGUCCUAGCAUAUUUCUCAGUCCUAUAAAAAAAACUAUAGUGUUACAUAUAUAUUACACAGUGUUACAUGUAUAUUACACAGCCCAAUUGCUCUAUCCCACCAUACCCAUAUUCUCCCUCCCGCAAUGGGGGUUUAGUGCAAUGCUGCCUUGUGGAAUUUGGAGGUUUAUAUGAAUAUUCCGUUUACCUGAAUCUGUUAUACCAUGAUAUCCCCUCUCACACGUAUAGCACCACAACAGAGUGCAGACAGGUAUGUGUGCACAGACCGACUGAUUUAGAGAUUCCGCUAGUAAGACAUUGUAUCGAACGUUUAAACCUUCCCUAACACUACAUUUCCAACUUGGUAAUUGUGAAGUUAGAUGUACAAUUUCCUGGUCAAUUCUCCACAUUUCCUUGUUUAAUGAACAAACCAUCAUGAUAAACAAAAUAUAUAUAUAUAUAUAUGAAUGUUGGCACUCAAACUGUGAUUUGGUACAGGUAUCGAGGUUCCCCACCUAUAAUAAACCUCAAAAUAUAAAUACAAAAAUAUAGAAAAUGAUACCGCACUUCAAAAGUCGAUGCUCAAAAAAGGGAUUUUUUUUUUCUUUAUAUUAUACACAAAGGCAAUCCAAUAUCAAAGAAAGCUGAAUACACUAUAGUACAUAACUUCACACCAAAAGGAGCAAACAAUAUCUUUGUCCUGACCCAGUCUCAAAUUAAUACUGAAAUCUGUGCUUCAGCCACGUGACCUGUAAAGUCCUUUAGAAAAUGAAGAGUUCCUUCCAUAAUUGUUGCGCAGUGUCCUCGGUUACUAUUUAAAAAAAAUACAAAAUGAAAAAAAUAUAAAAUAGAGAAUCCUAGAAUUUCAAAACAAAAAAAUAUAUAUAUAUUUCUAUGUUCACCUUUUUGAGAUACUCGACAGCUUAUACGACAAUCACCGCAACCACUCUGAUACAGAUCAAUUAUUCUCAUUACUUUCACACGUGAUUAUGAGGUUGAAGCAGACAUUCUUUUCAAUAAACGUAUCAUCCUUUAAUUCAUGAAAUAAGGGGGGGAAUCUGCUCCUCCCCCAACAUCUGUUGCUUUUGAAUAAUUAUUUAUAAAGAGUCAUCAAGGUUGCGUAGUUCGUUAGUAGCCUGGCCUCCAUUCAUACACACAUUAUAUUUUGGAUACAAUGGAAGAGAAGUAAUAAAAGAGUCACAAAACAAAAAGUCUAAAAAUGGCUUAAUCAACACAGAAAUGUUGUAAUUGGCAGGAAUAUUCCACAAAAAAUACACGUUUGGAACUUUGAUCCAAUGUCAUCAAAUAUUUUAAAAUGCAGUCAUGCCUUUAAUUCCCAAACCUUUUACUGCGUUACUUUCUUAAAUGCAGAAUUAAUCCGUUCAGAUUGUAAAGGAGACUUCAAUCCAGAAAAUGAAUCGGGAAUUGUAAUGCUCCAGUUAAAUUAUCAUUUUUUAUUUAUUUUUUGUCAUUUGACAAGUUUGAGGAAAGAGAUACCUUAAAGAUCCUACAGGAAAAUCAGUUGCAAUUUAUCUGAUAUCAGAGAUUUGUUCCCCAGCUAGUGUCAUGACUUGAGGCAAUGCAAAUGAGUAUUGAGUAUGUGAGCUGCAGGCUGAUGCUGACACUACUGUAGCCUCUUCUUCCCAUCUGAGCUCUGUGCAUCCUUUGUGUCAAAGGCAACUGUCAGCCUCAGAUGGUUGGGACCAGCUAGCUCUGUACUUUCUUGGCUCCCUUCCUAGUGUGUACAGGAAGUGUGGAAUUUCUGAUGGUCUUUGGCACGGUAGCUACAGAUCAAAGGUGACAUCUGCCCUUUUGGGAAAUGUUCAAACUUCUGCUUGGAUUUUUUUUUUUUUUUGUUGCUUAGGAUUACUUAAUGGGCUUUUUUUUUUUUUCCUUAGAUUUUGUUUUUAUUUCUCUGAAAGUUCUGUGUAGAAUGUAAUGUUUGUUACGGGUUUCUUUAAUGCCUUAAUAUUCUAUCUUGGUUUUCAAGUCACACUUUGGUUAGCAGAACAUAUUUCAUACAUGUAUGUAUAUUUAUAUUCCACCACUGAAUAAUUUACAGCUUUAUCAAAUAUUUAAAUAUAAAUGAUUUAAUCCCUUCUGGAUUGGGCAGAUCUGUAUGAUGACAUUGUUAAUUAUGAAGCGCCAACAGAUUCCGUAAUGUUGUGCAGUGGGUGGCCGUGACAUAAAACAUUUUUUUUUUUUUUUUUAAAAGAUGAGUGUGACAGGACCUGUCAAGCCAUUAGUCAGUAAGGGGUUAAAAUUGAAUAAAUUAAUUAUCUCCUUUUUCGAUUUGAGCAAUGCAGAGCAAUUCUAUGCAGUAUUUAAGGGAUAAUCUGUAUCCGAAUCUUAAUUAUAAUGUUAUCCAGGUUUGCACUUUUCCAUCUUCGUACAAUAUUUCCAUUGUAUCGCUCUAACACAAGAAUUGUGGCUGACCGUCAUAGCACAAGUUAGUCUAAAGUUUUAUGACCGGCGGGUAAUAUAUUAAUCUAGUAAAGUCACAUGCAGGAAAUAUAACGUUUCUAAAGCCAGGAAACCUUUUUUUUUUUUUUUUUUGGUCGUACGGUUGUUGUUAGAGACUCUGUAGUUUUGGGGUCAGCCAAAUGUAAAUUAAAACAGUAGCUAAUUGUGUGAUGACAAGAGUUCAGCUGCUAGGAUUUUUUUUGUUUUUUUCCCCUAUAAAAUGUAGCACUGAACUAGUAGAUACCGUGUCAAUGAAAGUCUUCACUGAGUUUAGCUUAUAAUGAAUAACGAUAUGGGAAGACCAGUGUUGAAAAAAUGUUGAAAAAAUCACUUUUGUUUUGCUUGUAUAAAGAUGGAAAUUUGUGUCGACUAAUUACAUAGCUGUAAAGUUUAUUCAUGUACAGUGAGUCUCAUAUUUGCUCCACUUGGCACCGCAAUCUAGAUCAGUCCUGGCACAGCCAAAGUACACAUUGCAUUGGAGAAUUUCUACAUUUAAUAUUAAUUAUUAUUAAUUCCUCGCAAACAUAGAUUUGUUAAAUAGACGUAAGGCGUAAAUGUAAUAUUUAAUAUCUUAUGUAGUGACAGUUCCCGUUUUAAAAAACGUUACCAUUUCUAUAAUUUCACUAGCAGUAGUACAUUAUAAAUUCACUGCAGUAAAAUUGUAAUUGUAUUAUGUGGGGUUUGCAAUCCCACAUGCGGUUACAUAGUUACAUAGGCUGUAAAAAGACAUGCGUGCUUCCUUUAAGUUCAGCCUUUCUCACAUCUGUUUUUACCGUUGAUCCAAAAGAAGACAAAAAAAAACAUUUCAAGCGCUUGCAAUUUUGCAACAAUCCCAGAAUGGCAGUCAGAUCUCUCCUUGAAUCAUGAAGCUAUUGCCCCACUAAUUAAAAAUGAUAUCCCAGAAUAUUCUGUUUUUGCAAGUAUUCAGCCAGUUGCUGUUUGAACAUCUGUAGAGACUCUGAUAAAACCACCUCUUCAGGCAGAGAAUUCCACAUCCUAUGGUUAUCUUAUUGCAUGUGCUGAUUUGCUCCAUGCUGUCUGCAUCUAAAACAUAAUGGUCUUUCUUUCUCUUUUAGGAUCCAGAUCCAAAUACAGUAACCCCAGCAGAAGGUAUUUUAGCUGGAGGGACUAACAUAACGAUUACUGGGGAACAUUUAAAGACUGGAUCAAUGAGUGAUAUCAAAGUAAUGGUUGGAGAUAUACCCUGUACUGUGUAAGUAUGUUUGUUUAGUUUGGGGCCUGUAAGAAGCCUUGUCCGUUUCUCACAAUAUAUUUCAUAUUAUAGAACGUGUUGCAUUGUCUUCAUAUAGUAUUUUAAUUGGCCCUGAUACAGUAAACUGAUAAUUGAUGUAGGCCUGCCCGAAGUAAGAAAUUGCCACUUCUAGAAAACUUGUUUCUCAGUUUAUAAUGAGUUUAUAGAGGCUAACAUUAUUUCAUUGCUUCUGUGAAUAAAACGAAGGCUUCCUUUAGACUAUAUGUUACGGACGCAAUGCAUGUGUUUUUAUAAAUAUAUAUACGCAAUGUAUGAUGGCUUUCCAGAGGUAAGUUAUUGGUUUCAGCUACGGUCAUUGUUUGCUGUGUUUUAAAGGACAAUAUCUUCAAAUGUAACUCACGGAAUGCAGAGUUAAGUUAAGGAGGCUUAUUUACUAUCUGUGAAUUGUAGACAAGUAAAAGCCAUAUUGCUAAAUUAUGUCCUAAAUAGUGAAGUAGUGACUGUGUGAGUCAGAUAUAUUAUUAAAGGGAUAUCCAAGGCUCCCACACACGUUGGGUGCACUGUGUAGGUUAGGUUACAGUUAGUUAUACUGGGUGGGUUUAUAUUAUUAAAGGGACACUCCUGACUCCCACACACGUUAGGCGCACUAUGUAGGUUAGGUUACAGUUAGUUAUACUGGGUGGGUGUAUAUUAUUAAAGGGACACGCCAGGCUCCCACACACAUUAGGUGCACUGUGUAGGUUAGGUUACAGUUAGUUAUACUGGGUGGGUUUAUAUUAUUAAAGGGACACUCCAGGCUCCCACACACGUUAGGUGCACUGUGUAGGUUAGGUUACAGUUAGGUAUACUGGGUGAGUUUAUAUUAUUAAAGCUACACUCCAGGCUCCCACACACAUUAGGUGCACUGUGUAGGUUAGGUUACAGUUAGUUAUACUGGGUGGGUUUAUAUUAUUAAAGGGACACUCCAGGCUCCCACACACGUUAGGUGCACUGUGUAGGUUAGGUUACAGUUAGUUAUACUGGGUGGGUUUAUAUUAUUAAAGGGACACUCCAGGCUACCACACACGUUAGGUGCACUGUGUAGGUUAGGUUACAGUUAGUUAUACUCGGUGGGUUUAUAUUAUUAAAGGGACACUCCAAGCUCCCACACAUGUUAGGUCCACUGUGUAGGCUACAGUUAGUUUUACUGGGUGGGUUUAUAUUAUUAAAGGGACAACACAGUCAAAAAAGAGCUUUUCACAAAGUUGACAUCAAGCCAUGUUAUUGAAUAAGUAGCCCUCCUACAGCACACACGUUCUAGAUUCCCCAGUGUAGCACUUUUCAUGUCCUGCCCAAUAGUAUGAAUAUGUAAUAAAUUUCCUGCAAAAUGCGGGUAUCUAGCAGCCUCAUCUGGCGUGUCUCAGCUGAGACUGACCUGUAAAGACUCCAAAAGAAAUAUUACUUUUAAAAGGUUUUCUCUAAAUAUUUAGCAGCUGUGUUUUGUUAGAAGGAUUACAAAGGAAAAGCUUUCUUUUUACUGGGCGCUUGUAAUGCUUUUUUUACUGUAUGAACGGUAAGGGCCACUAACUCCUAGGAAUGCCAGAUUAAUGAAAGGGUUACUCUGCUGGCCUCCAAACCUUUGACUUCAAGCUGUGCUGGAUAAGGAGCCAAAUUGUUCCAGCUGUCCCCGCUGUAGUUUGAUUCUCUGCUAAGAGACUUGCCAAUUUGGCUGCAGAGAUGCUCGGUGAUUAGCAACAAAUGCUCCAUGAUUUUCAGUUGCCUUUUAAAUAAGUAGCCGUCCUUGCCAGUAUCACUGAGCGUAACGUUCACCUCUGCACAUUGAAUAAGAUAAUCUAUACUGAGCUUUCACGGCAGUUUUGCUGGCUGCUACAAGUCUUUUUAUGUAUUGUUUUUUUUUUCGUUUUUUUUUUCGUUUUUUUGUAGCACCUGUAACUUUUUUUGUGAAGGUUUUUUUUAAUUAAAAUUAUUAAAGGUUUAGAAAAUGUCACCAGAAUCCAGUUCAGACCAGGCAAACCCAGGGCACACGUUGAAAAUGAGGAGGAGAAAUAGAAACGUUGUUUCAUUUCUUCUCUGCUCUGUAUGCUCGCUCUCUAUACUGAUUGCCAGGUGCGAAGGACAGUCCUCAUAACAAUGACUGAAAGGGAGCGAAGAUUGAGGCAGCCAGACUCAGGGUAAAGAGAUGUGGAUUUAAACAUUUAAUUUUUCAUUCCUAACAAAUACACAAUUGUUUAAAACACACACACAAAACAAAAAAAAUUGAGAUUAUCAUAGAGUUAAUCAUUAUAGAAAACUGUCCCUCGAAAUAUGCAUUGAAAAUACUUACCAUUUUCUGUUCCUUUUUUAAAUUUUUCAUCUUCAGUGGCCAGGCUCCACCCCUUCCUUCUGACAUCAUAUCAGGAAGCAACACUUCCCUGUUGAGCUAUACAAGUACUUGUACACAGCCUAGUUUCCUGCCUGCUUCAGAAUAUGGCUACGUCAAGUGACGAGACUUACUUGUGAGCUGGACAUGUCUGCUCAGAGUGUAUAAGUACUAGGACAUCUUAAAGUAGAAGUCCAGUCUUCUCCAUAUGAUGUCAUUGGAAGAGGGUGUAGUCCAGGUGCCAAUAAAAAAAAAAUGCCGGAUUUAGAAUAUAUGUUUCCCAACAGCAUAACCACUACAUAAGCCUAAUGUGCUUUGUGUAUCUCAUAAAAUUUUUUUUAAAAAGUAUCAGGUUCCUAUUCAUUGUAACUUUUAAAAAACAUAUUUUUAAACUGUUAUGGUGUGUCAAAUACCAUGAUUUAUUAGGAGGAAGAAAUUAAAGCAUCUAUUUUAGAGAAUAAACCAUUUUAAUGUUACCAAGGUAUGAUACUAAAACAACUGACCUCAUUUAGUUGUGUUGUGUUUAUCCUAUGUUCUUUAUUUGCUACUAAUGUACAUGUAAUUAGCCCAAUUAACUACAAAGAUAUUUUAGCUAGCAUAUGGUUGGCAGAGAACCUGGCCUACUUGUGUCCGUCGAGGGCUGGAGGUCUUAGGAAUGCACAUAUGUAUUGCCUGGUGCUGAAUGGCUGCUCGCGGUUUGUGUCUGAAAGUAUUAAUUUUGCCGUUUGCCAAGAGUUAAGAUUCCACUGUGUCAGCAUUGUUCAGCAUAUUUUUUUAUUUCUCUCUCUUUUCUAAAGCAUUGAAUUUGGUGAAAGCAUAGUGUGCUCUACAGGACAAGCCACAAAGGACGGAGAAGUGAUUGUCACAUUGCAGUACGGGACCCAGACUAAAAAAGAGGCCGGAAAAUUCUUCUAUAAACCCAAUCCGGUUAUUAUGCAUUUCAGUCCAGACAAAAGCUUUGUAAGGUAUAUAUUAUUUAUUUUUUCCUUUAUCAUUGUAGCAAAUAAUGGUAGUAAAUGUUAUUUCUGCAUGAUAAAUAGUUCUUGUAAAUGUAUAUUGUGCCCGUUCUGUACACCUCCAAUCCAUGGAAUGAUUUAAUGGGUUGGCACUAAGGACUGAAGGGUAGUUGGACUGUGUCGGAGUGGUCCAUGUACUUCUGCACUGCCUGUAACUCUCAGAGGUAUGGUGAUGUUUAUUACUCUGUUUUUUUGUAUUUGCUGUAAAUUGAGUCUAUGGAGCCGAUUGACAGAUUGAAUUGCUAACUGGUACCCCAUCUGAUUCCUUGGCAAUGGAAUUCAGAUGGUUGUCCAGAAAGUCUGAGGGUUCCAUUUCGAAGAAUGCCUUUCAGUUUUUAGUAGAUACCGGAUGGCUUACCUGGUUGCUAUAGAUUAAAUACAUUCAUUGCUAAGGUGAAUAUUUUUGGUUCCCCUCGAUCUUUUGGGUUCAUAAAUGACACUACAGCUCUUUGUGAGCAUCUGCCGCAAUAAGUGGCCAGUAUGAGAAAGACUUCUAUACAUAAUGAUCGGUCAAUUUGCUAAGUGUAGAAUUAAUGUAGGGCUAGAUUGGUGGGGGCAAACAAAGGUAGCUUUGGGAUUUGAAUACAAAAAAAAAGUUCAGAAGGAAAAUGUUCUGCUCCACUUAGGUGAUGAGCUAUGUCACAAUGAGAGGAUGAAAUGAAGAUCUGCUUUAACGUUGCAAUGGAAGUAGUGUAAUGUAUUGCAUGUUUGUCACAUGGCCUGGCAGUGAAUUCUGGAUAUUGUAGUCUAACAACAGAAACAGGGUCUCCAAUAAUGUUCAAUCAAUCGUAAGGCUAUAUUAAAGUAUUAAAGGCACAAAAUCUUGCAUGUCUUACAAAAUAAUUCAAAGAUCAGCUAGUGGAAGUGGGACAAAGACUGGGUGUGCGCAGGUAUCAGGCAGUGUAUUGCCAAUAGUCAUUCAAGCCCGUUUCAACAAAGUGUGGACCAUGAAUCCUACUCUCUAUCAGAUUUGGAAUUCUGUCAGCUGGUGCUGGUAGCCACGAAAUUUGGACUCAUGAGUGACGAGCUCAGAGCACUCUGUUUGUUUGUUGGAACAGUUGACUCAAAUAAGAGUUUCGAUGUUGGCAGCUCAGAGUUCUCAAUUAUUGGGGCUUUACCAAAAUGAGAAAACAAUGUGAAAUAUGCAUUGGAGUAAGAAAAUAAAAUACCACGAGAAAGUUAAAAAGUUUGUGUCUUCUUUUCUUUUCUUUUUUCAGCGGAGGAAGAAACAUUACAGUUUCGGGGACAGGAUUUAACCUUGUUCAGAGUUUAAGCAUGGUUGCCACGUUUCCUAAUGGAAGGGAGGAAAGACACACAAGUGAACAGGAUCCCAGAUAUGUAAGCCAGUUUUACCCUUCGUGCUCUUAGCUAGCCUUGCGUGUCCUUGUUUUCCUCUGGUUAAACAUCCACACAGCCGACCUUUGUACUGGUUAAAACCUUAAAAGGACCAGAUGGUUGGUCCUCUAAGGGUAAAAUCUCUUCAGUAAAUCUGAUUAAGCCAUGACAACUGUUCACAAAAAGACAAACACAGCUUCAAAAAAAAUUAAAUAAAAACAAGAAAAAAAAAUCCCUCUGCACUAUUUAAAAUCUUAGGUGGUGGUUUAAUAAAAUUUACUUCUGAUUUUUUUCACACUGAUUCAAUUCGCAAGUGAAUGUAGCAAUAUACAUGUACAAGCACGUUCAAUAAUUUACAUCCAAACAGAUGGUUUCGUUGUAUCUUGUGCUAGUAUGAUAUACAGUAAACAGAUACUGCCGGUUUAUAUGGUGACUAAUCUGUACCUUGUCGUAACAUCCUGAAUCCACCUAGCUUUUCAGGGAAAAUUCACAUUUGUAACUUUAGGAGAUAUCUGGAAGUUCUUUCCGAAAUGGUGAUUCAUUAUGUUUAAAGUAAUCAGGACUUCUUAAAACUACACUUAAAAAACACAUUCAAAUUAAAACCCUAAUAACAAAAGUGUAAAAAUUAAAAAGGAAAAAAAUAAAUCCCAGAAAGGCCAAUAUCACCAUGACAGCAUAUGGUCUGAAUAUGGAGAGGAAGGCCGAUAAUGCUAAUGAAAAAGGAUAAAUCUUUGUUAUACACUAUUAUGAAGAAAUAAGUGAUUAAAAUAAAACUGUAAACAAAUGUGUAGCGUAGCCACUGAAACCACUGAAAGAUUGUAUAAAAUAUACAAAUAUUACAAAGCAACUCUAUACAAAGGUAUCUCGAUGUUCGUUUCUGAAAGUACCCUCAAUAGAUGAAGGGGUAACACGGCGAGGUAAUGCCAAGAGGAGAAAAUUAUCCUUGGAAAAAAUAAAGAGAGAAAUUUAUUAUUUAACAAAUGUAUUAUUAUUAUUGAACUAAGAUUGCAUUCCUAUUUUUGUAGAGAAAGGGUGAAAUGUGUCAAUAUGGCUACUACACAAUAUUACACUAUAUUACACAAUAUUACUCUUACACUAUAAUACUCUAUAUUACACAAUAUUACUCUGUUACACUAUAUAACUCUAUAUUACACAAUAUUACACUAUAUUGAACGAUAUUGCACAAUAUUACACUAUAUUACUCUUACACUAUAUAACUCUAUAUUACACAAUAUUACUCUAUAUUACACAAAAUUACACUAUAUUGAACGAUAUUGCACAAUAUUACACUAUAGCAAUUCAAAAUUUUCAAUGUUAUUGUUUAAUGAUGUACAGAAGAUACAGGGCUGUUAUGGCUCAUUUUUUACCGUCUGUGAGAGAUGAUCGUUAUAUAUAUGAGUGUAAAACAUAUACUUACAUAGAUCAUCAUUUAUUAUUAUUAUUGUAUUUAUUCAAUUUUUUUUUUAUUAAUUUUUUUGUGCGUUUUUCUCUUUAUAUUAGCUCCUGGCAUUGAGUGGGCUUUUUUAAGCUUAUAGAUGAGUGGUCACAUUGUACAGUCAGUGGGAGAUUGCUAUAUAUGCGGUUACGUUGUACAGUCAGUGGGAGAUAGCUAUAUAUGUAGUUAUGUUGUACAGUCAGUGGGAGAUAGCGAUAUAUGCGGUUACGUUGUAUAGUCAGUGGGAGAUAGCGAUAUAUGUGGUUACGUUGUACAGUCAGUGGGAGAUAGCGAUAUAUGUAGUUACGUUGUACAGUCAGUGGGAGAUAGCUAUAUAUGUGGUUACGUUGUACAGUCAGUGGGAGAUAGCUAUAUAUGUAGUUACGUUGUACAGUCAGUGGGAGAAAGCUAUAUAUGUAGUUACGUUGUACAGUCAGUGGGAGAUAGCGAUAUAUGCGGUUACGUUGUACAGUCAGUGGGAGAUAGCGAUAUAUGCGGUUACGUUGUACAGUCAGUGGGAGAUAGCGAUAUAUGUGGUUACGUUGUACAGUCAGUGGGAGAUAGCGAUAUAUGUAGUUACGUUGUACAGUCAGUGGGAGAUAGCUAUAUAUGUGGUUACGUUGUACAGUCAGUGGGAGAUAGCUAUAUAUGUAGUUACGUUGUACGUUGUACAGUCAGUGGGAGAUAGCGAUAUAUGCUAUCAGUGGGAGAUAGCGAUAUAUGUUACGUUGUACAGUCAGUGGGAGAUAGCUAUAUAUGUGGUUACGUUGUACAGUCAGUGGGAGAAAGCUAUAUAUGUAGUUACGUUGUACAGUCAGUGGGAGAUAGCGAUAUAUGUAGUUACGUUGUACAGUCAGUGGGAGAUAGCGAUAUAUGCGGUUACGUUGUACAGUCAGUGGGAGAUAGCGAUAUAUGCGGUUAUGUUGUACAGUCGGUGGGAGAUAGCGAUAUAUGUGGUUACGUUGUACAGUCGGUGGGAGAUAGCGAUAUAUGCGGUUACGUUGUACAGUCAGUGGGAGAUAGCGAUAUAUGCGGUUAUGUUGUACAGUCGGUGGGAGAUAGCUAUAUAUAUAUAUAGUCAUAGUGUACGGUCAGUGGGAGAUAGCGAAAUAUGUGGUUACGUUGUACAGUCAGUGGGAGAAAGCGAUAUAUGCGGUUACGUUGUACAGUCAGUGGGAGAUAGCUAUAUAUGCGGUUACGUUGUACAGUCAGUGGGAGAAAGCGAUAUAUGUGGUUACGUUGUACAGUCAGUGGGAGAAAGCGAUAUAUGUGGUUACGUUGUACAGUCAGUGGGAGAUAGCUAUAUAUGUAGUUAUGUUGUACAGUCAGUGGGAGAUAGCUAUAUAUUGCCUUAAAUUCAGAUUAAUGAAUCCGUAACACAGUCUGUAGCGCAGUACAAUGACAAUCUCUAAACAUAAUUACUGCAGAAAUUACUAUUUUUCAUUUCUUUUUUUCAUUCAUUCUUCACAGAGUGAAGAUGUCCUCGAGAGAGUCAAUGAUUCCCUGCUAAUAUUCUCUACUCCCAAAGUACCAGAAAACAUACAGAACUCUGAGGUUGUCACUGUGAUUAAAAUGGACGGGUACGAGACACCUCUGCAGACAAGGGGUCUUAAUUUCGGUUAUGUAUCUGAUCCUACGUUUGAGAAUUUUACAGAUGGAAUUAAGAAACAAGUGAACAAUCUAAUUAAUGCAAAAGUAAGUUUUUCUCUCCAAGGAUCGCCAUUAAAGAACAGGAUUUAUUUUUUCUAAUAGGUGACGGAUGUUUAAAUAUUAUUUUGCUUACUAUGUAUGAAGUAUAGAUGUAGCAUGCCCAGUAAUUGAGAAUAAUUCAUCUACUUAAUACUCCAAAGCUUUUUGGUUUAGAAUGAUUAAAAGAAAAUGUAAUCUGCCCUAUUCUCUAGCCUUUAGACAUUUUUGUCUAAAUCUUUGUUCAGAAAUAAGAUAAAUCGCCUACAAUCCUUCUUACUUCUGCAUUGCACCAAAAAUACAAACAUUCUUUUAAUCUAAUGAAAACAAAUGCUACAAAAAAAAACCUUAAAUUAUCAUUUUGUUUAUUGCGCGAAGUUAAACGCAGAACUUUAUAUAAUUUACUUACAGUGCCCCUUUGUGUCCACAUUAUACAUUGAAUGUUGUUAUAUACUUUUCUGGUUUAUAAUGUACAAUCAAAGAGAUGAUGGUUAUUAGGUUAUUAAUAUUUUGAGCAUUUAUUUUUGUAGUGUCGAAAAUAAAUAUAAUGCUUUUAGAAUUUUCUUAGAAAUUCAAUAUGUAAAAAGUUGAUAUGGAAUAAGGCAGAAAUCGCCCUGUUUGCAAAAUUCAAUUUUUUUAAAAUAAUUCUAUUAGUCUAUGUAAUCUGUCCCUUAUUAUAUUUAAUUUAUUCGUUAGAAGUGCAAUUUUUGAUUGCAUCAUUCAAACAUUCUACGAUUGUGUGGGUUUAUUUUUUUAGGGUACUAACCUCAAUGCCGCAAUGUCCAUGCAAGAGGCGAAGGCAUUUGUGGGAGAGGGUCCUUGUAAGAUAAGUACAUUGACGAACACCGACCUUUACUGCGUUCCACCAGACGAACAACCACUGCCGAGAAGACGACACAAGAGAGACACCAGCAACAGUCUUCCUGAAUUCAUAGUAUGUGCUCACGCUAUACAUCUGCUCUUAUUCUAUAUGUUUAAAUGUCAAGAUGAAAUGACUCCAAAGACACGCUGUACAAGUAAAACCUAUUUCAAAAUAUAGCAUUUUGGGUUUAACCAUGUUUGCCUUCUAUGACUGGAUCACAGUGCGCUGUUCACCCAUUUAGUAAUUAAAUGACCUACGUGACCUUUUAUUUCUUUACACUUGUAUAAAAGUGAAGCUUUAUAGAAAUGGAAAAAGUGGGAAUAAUCAAGGUUUUUUUUCCUGUUGGUUUUGCCACACCUCUGAUCCCAGAUUGCAAAACCAGCAUUUGACAACAGAACGAGAUCGGUAACAAACUUAAGGAAAUAUAAUUAAUAAUGCUCUACUCCAUUACAUGGCCCACAUAUAUUCAAUGUGUUGCUAUUCAAUAGAAAAUAUUCUUGGAAUCCUUAGUUACUUUGUUAUCCGUAGCUUUAGAUUAUUUAAAUGUUUUUUGUGUUUGUUUUUGUUUAGUUUUUUUGUAAUGUUUAUAUCAUUUUUAUUUUUGUAAUGUUUUGUUUUCCAGGUUAAGUUUGGAAACAGAGAGUGGAUUUUAGGAAAGGUAGAAUACGGCCAAUCCGCAGCAUUUCCUCUCAACAUAAUUAUCCCCGUGGUUCUGAUUCCCAUGAUUUUAAUCAUCGCCAUUUCAAUUUACUGCUACAGGUGAGGUGUUGUGCAGUCCCUGUUCUGGGCCCAGAUUUCUGUGUCUGUCUUUACUGUUCUAAUGUCCCUCUUUUCUAGGAGCUCCAUAUUGUUGGUGUGUCUGAGUGUAUAACAGAGCUCAUUCUUAUUAGUUAUUCAAUAUCGUAACUUUCUCUCUAGGCGGAAGAGUCAGCAGGCCGAGCGGGAGUAUGAGAAAGUAAAACUUCAACUGGAGGGCUUGGAAGAGAGUGUGCGAGAGCGUUGUAAGAAAGAAUUCACAGGUAAUAAAGGACAGUUCUGUUAAAUAAAAUAUAUAGUGAUUUCUGUAACUACGACCAUGUGCUUUGUGCUCCAGAGCAGUUCACAAUCUGCUGAUGUUAAUAGGGUGAAUGUAGCCAAGUAAUCAUUGUUCCUUAGUUUACAAUCCCACGUAGACAGUUUCUGCACGUUAGUGGGCUAAUAGUCUGUAACAAUAAUGAAUUGAGGGCAUCCUAUUUAAUGUUCAUUUAUUCCAAGGAAUCACAAACAAAUCCAUCUAUGAUUAUUUAGUCACUUAUAUAAAUGUUCUACUUGUUAUGUGUCCAUUAAUUGUUUAUGCAUUUCCAAGUGAAUUUACAAAUAAAAUCUUUAAUAAUAUUUAUAUUGCUACAUAACCGUAUCAGAGAUGACUGUGGCUAUUGCAUGGUGUAAAUUACAUUAUCAGGAUUUCCAACCAUUUACAUUUAUGCAGGACAGCCCCUAUUUUUGUGUUCUAUCUGGGAUAGCACCCUGGUGUGCCAUUUUUGCAGACACCAGGGAACUGUGCCCAAUGGCCGCAGAGUGAGUGCUGAAAUAGUAUGCUCACAGGAUUCAUGCCAGGCUGACUUGACAAUCCUACAGGUGGCUCUGUCCCAUUUUGGUGGUGCCAGUGACACAAUCACAUCACUGCCCUAAACUCCCCCCCACUGGUAUCCUGCUUUCCUGAUUCACAGGUCGCUGAAGUUGGGAGCUAUGCUGCACUGUACACGUAAAAAAUGAACAGGAAAUUAAAACCUGUUUGUUACACCACCCUCUCCCUACUAGCAAAUCUCCUUAUAACAGGGGAGUUUGCUUAAAGAGAGAUUGAAAGUGGAACACUAAGUUGGACCAUUAGGGGAGAUUUUACAAACUGGUUUCCAUGGAGAUUGACCCACUUUUAGUACUUUAGAAUAGUUUUUGGGUCAAAACACUAGAUAAAUCACCCCGUUACAUUAGAAAAUUACUGGCAUAUUUUUACAACUUUAACCAAUGGAUGCUGUGUAUACAUAACAGACCCUUUGUGCAAAGGCUGAGCAGGUAUCCAAAGUCUCUAUUUCGGUGUUUCCAGAUCUUAUGAUUGAGAUGGAAGAUCACACCAGUGACCUCAAUGAAGUUGGAAUCCCAGUUCUGGAUUACAAAACCUACACCGACCGCGUGUUCUUCUUGCCGUCGUCCAAUUAUGGGGAGAACGAUGUAAUGAUCACUGGACGGCUGGAUAUUCCCGAAUCGAGAAAGCAAACGGUGGAGCAGGCACUCAACCAGUUCUCAAAUCUUCUCAACAGUAAAUCUUUCCUCAUCAGUGUAAGUGUUUCUUUUAGUUAGAUGUAAAACAAAGUAUUUACUAAAGUGUACGACUUCCCAACCCAUGCUCGUUAACGAGAUACGGUAUGUCAUGUUUCAGUAUUAAUAUAAAAAUAAUAUUUUAGGGUGGGCAGCUGGAAAAGCAUCAACCAACCCUUUCUGGAGGCCACAGCUCAAUCCAUAUUUCUCAGCCAACUCAAAUUAGAGGGGAAAGCUUAAUUUCUUUCUUAUUUAAUCUUUUCUUUAGUUCUUCAUAGACAAAAUGUUUUGUUAAUAUUCCACAGUUCUCAAAAUGCUGUAUAUCAUGCAGUGUUCAUGGCUAUGUCUGACUCUUGUCCUCUUUACCUUUUUCAGUUUAUCCACACUCUGGAGGCCCAAAAGGACUUCUCUGCUCGUGAAAAACUCUACUUUGCGUCCUUGCUGACCGUCGCGUUGCACGGAAAGCUGGAGUACUAUACAGAUAUCAUGAGGACUUUGUUUCUAGAGCUCAUGGAGCAGUAUGUCGCCAAGAAUCCUAAACUGAUGCUUAGAAGGUACUAGAUUAUGCUUCUCUCUAUCUCUAAUGACUUUCAUCAACCCACUCCUGGCUUGCCAACCUCAUUGAAGGGGUGGUUAAUGUCUCCCGCAAUCUGCUUAUGUUUAGUUUAUUCGAUUUUUUUUUUUCUUUUUUCAUCCUAAAACAGAAAAGUGGUAAAUUGUAUUAAAGAGUUUUCUGUUGAGAGUGAGCCCUGUGCUUCAAAGAAAAUAAAAAGUGCAAUAAUGGGGUGGGGAAUCGCGUUGCUUAUUUUUUCAUUGUACGUCACAGAAAUGUAAAGUUACAAUAAAAUAAAACCUUUUUUUGCUUCUUUUUUUCAUUUUUUUUUUUUUUGUCCACAGAUCGGAAACUGUUGUUGAACGUAUGUUGUCAAACUGGAUGUCGAUUUGUUUAUAUCAGUAUUUAAAGGUAAUUAUUCCAAGUUGCAGACUGACCAGCACACCUGGCUUACUAAAUAAAUAGAGAUGAGGUUUUUUUGGACAGCACGAUGUUCUGUAAUGUGGUUUGUUGGACCCUGGUCUCAGAGAGCCGAAUGGUGAUAGUAAAGUCUUGGCUCAGUAAACGGUUAUCUGUCAGUGGCUGCUUUUUACUCAAACAAGAGAAAAGUUUCCAUUGGCCAAAAGUGUUCUCUAGAUCCAUUUCCAUAACAGAUUUUUAUUUAAUUUUUUAUUUUUUUAUUUUUUUUGUAACACAGGACACAGCUGGCGAACCGCUAUACAAAUUAUUCAAGGCAAUCAAACAUCAAGUGGAAAAAGGCCCUGUGGAUGCUGUACAAAUUAAAGCCAAAUACACACUGAACGAUACGGGAUUACUGGGGGAUGAUGUCGAAUACACACAGUUGGUAAGUGACUUUUAUUGUAAAUUACUGUGAAAUACCAUAACGCAGAGAACAGGGUCACAGUGGGAUUGGACUGUGUAACAAAGCAUUUUUUUUUCGGUAUAAAUCCACAUGUUUUCUCCAUGUAUUAACUUGGAAUUUAUAAACCAAGUGGCACGUUAUGUUAUCAUUAAAAGAUUAAAUUGAGAAUCUCCUGCAAUUUUCUGUCCAUGCUGUCUGACCCCCGGUGAAAGUAUAGAUGGGCUGCGGUUAUUUCACGGAAUAGCAAGUCCGGUUUAUGUUAAUUAAAUUGUCUGGCAGUGGGACUGUCUGCAGAAAUUCUUAGCAAGUCACACUGCUGCUUUAACUAUGUGUAUACAUUUGUGGCAAUGCACUUAUGCUUAUGAUGUUGUUUACAUAUUGCUUAAUAGUUACCAACUUGUAAAUUACUGUGCAUUUUCACAAUAUUUUUUUUUUUUUUACCCUUUCAUCAUUCAUAAUGGUCUAUUAGUCAUGCAUUUAAAGUUUUGUACAAAUGCAGUCAAAAACCCACUGACACAUGUUUCCUUUCCACAGACAGUUAAUGUCAUUGUCCAGGGGGAUGACGCUGAACCAGUACCCGUCAAAGUUCUAAACUGUGAUACAAUCACCCAAGUGAAAGAGAAGAUAGUUGAUCAGGUUUAUAAGAACAUUAAUUUUUCACAGAGGCCAAAAGCAAGCAGCCUGGCGUUGGGUAAGCUGGAUUUGUGACUUGGAUAUUUGCUCAAACUGACUCUUGCCGUCAUUAUGGUCUACAUGUUGCUAUAAUGACCACUAAUCAUGUCCUCUCUAGGAAACAGUCAUUUAGAAUAGUUAACAAACUGGUGAUUGGUUAGACGUGUCCGUUUCUAAUACAAUCAAUGGCCAAAUUGGUUCCCUGUAAACUCAGGCUGGAUAUCCAGUGUUGACUGAAGCCCACCAGAAACACACAGACCAUUUACAACAAUUUUAUUAUUUUAUAUAACCGCCUGAUAUAGACUGCUUAGAGGAGGACACUAAAAUGCGCUCACUGGAAAUUAUGUCCUCAAAGUAGGCUGUACAGGGGAAUAAAAACCCCUAAUAUCAUGUCCAUGACAACUUCACAUAGUACCAUCAUAUGCAUAAUAUACGCAGUAAGUUAUCUGAAGUAUAUUUUUCUUUCUUGCUAGCUCCCCUUUAAGUAUUUAUAUUACACACUAGCAUAAAAAAAUCAAUAUGUUAAAGUUUGUUUAGCUUAUGCCUCCCUUUAAAAAAGAAAAAAAUAGCUAAAGAAAAGUUGCAACACACAAUUAAAGGGAUACUAUUGUCACCAGAACCACUACAGCUUAAUGCUAUAGCAUGUGCCUGCAGCCUUAGCAUUGUAAAUAUGGUAUUUUCUGAGAAAAGGCAGUGUUUACUAUUGCUGGCUUGUUACACCUCUAGUGGCAGUCAUUCACACAGCCACUAGAGGUGCUUCCUAUCUCAGUGCUGCACAGUGUGCAGCACCUACAUUCUGCAUGGAGAUGUUGAAGUUUAUUGUUACAAUUUUAUGUCUUUUUAAUUAUAUAGUUUUUUUUUGUUUUUGUUUUUUCUUGCAUUUAGAGUGGAGGCCGGGCUCUACAGCACAGAUAUUGUCCGAUUUGGAUUUAACAUCCCAGAAGGAAGGCCGGUGGAAGCGUGUUAAUACACUCAUGCAUUAUAAUGUAAGAAAGUGUUCGAUUUUUACCGUUGGGACGGGAAUUGUAUUUAAUAUCUGUUCAUUUUUCAGUAUGCGGGGGGGGGGAAAUCUGUUUAUACUAAAAGAUUGGUUGUUUGAGACAAGAGGCUCAGUAAUCCAACUGUUCCCAGUCACUAAAUAGCAUGAGAUUUGAUCAUCAUGGAUUGCACACAGUAAUAUUGGAAGAUGUGAAGGCAAUGUAACCGUUUGUAGAUCUAUUGUUAUCUAAAACAAUGUUCCAAUUGAGUGAGCUUUGUAGACAUAGUUUGUUCUGGAUGAUGCAUUUGAGCAUAUCAGACCAUAAUACGAUUCAAUGAAAUGCAGAAUAUACUACAUACACUGGGGUAAAGGGUCUACUUGAGCCGUAUGCAAGACUUUCUUCAUCUGUGGAACACGAUCGCACAUAUAUUCAAAUACGUAUAAACAUAUGGUGAAUCCUGCUAUAUCGUGCAGUGGCUGGAUUAACUCUUCAACCUUAAUGAGUGUCCUAUGCUAUUAAAACAGUGAUUCAUCACAAUAAUUCUCAGCAAAGCUGCUUAUUUCAACCACAGCUGAGUUUAUUAGAGGGGCAAAAAAAAGGACAAGUUCUUAGAGGAGAACGAUCACUUUUAAUAUUAUUUUACAUCCAUUUAACAAAUGUGUAUGAUUAAAAAUAAAAUUAAAUGUAGUAAUUCACACGUCUUUAUCCUGCAACUGGGCACCUCCAUUCUUAGAUUGUGAUGUCAUUUGCAAAAAUAUUGUGCAUUAAAAGAAAACAGAUCUCAUGAAAAAGGUUAAAGGUCCCCUAUAGUCACCCAGACCACUUCAGCUCAAUGAAGUGGUCUGGUUGCCAGGUCCCCCAGGUUUUAACCCUUCAGAUGUAAACAUAGCAGUUUCAUAGAAACUGCUAUGUUUUACAUUGCAGGGUUAAUCCAACCUCUAGUGGCUGUCUUCCUGACAGCCGCUAGAUGUGCUUCCCCGACGCUCCAUGCGAAAAUCCCAUUGAGCACGCAGAACGUUUUCCUGGCAAUGCAGGUCCUCUCUCCCUCCCACCCCCCCAAUCCCUGGUUGCUGAAGGGGUGAAAACCCCUUCAGUGACGUACCAGAGGCAGCGACAUGUCCCACAUCGUGCUUCUUCCUCCGCCGCCGCUCCUCCUCUGCAUUACGUCUCCACCGGCCGGGGAAACCUAAUGCGCAUGCGUGGCAAUACCGUGCAUGCGCAUUAGAGCUCCCCAUAGGAAAGCAUUGAAAAUGCUUUUCAGUGCUUUCCUAUGGAGAAUUGAGCAACGCUGGAGGUCCUCACAUAGCGUGAGGACGUCCAGCGACGCUCUAGCACAGGUUUCCUGUGCUAUGAAGGAGGAAGUGCCCUCUAGUGGCUGCCUAGUAGACAGCCACUAAAGGUGGAGUUAACCCUGCGAGGUAAUUAUUGCAGUUUAUAAAACUGCAGGGUUAAGAGUAGUGGGAGUUGGCACCCAGACCACUCCAAUGGGCAGAAGUGGUCUGGGUACCUGGAGUGUCCCUUUAAGGUUAAGUGGCUGAAGGGGUUUUAACCCCCCUGAGGGUGGGGGGAACCUAAUGAUUAUAUAGUGUCAGGAAGAAGUUUGUUUUCCUGACACUAUAGUGGUCCUUUAACGCAAGCUGUAGGUGAUUUUCAUAUGUUUUUAUCAGUGUGGUAGUUUCCAGAAUAGUGUCAGUUCUCCCUUAACUUUGUCAGCCUUAUUAUAACUUUUUUCAAUUACAGCAACUUUUGUUUCGAAGACAAAUUCUAGUUAUAGUAGAGAUUCUCAGACUGUGUACAACACUUUAAUAGGAGUAACACUAAUAAACAGGUUCUUUUGUGGCUUUUCUAAUAAUCAAAUUAACAAAGCGCCCUGAUUGUUCACCAUACAUAAUUAUAUAGCUAAAUACAGCUAGUUUUCCUUUGUUUAUUGUGUAUAGGUAAGGGAUAAUGCCACUCUUAUAUUGUCGAGGAUUGGAAUUUCUCAACAACAAGAGGAAAAUCACCAUGACAUCCCAGGGGAGAGUAAGUAGAUAUUUCAUUUUAAUUUUUUUUUUUUUAUCAAUAUCCUAAAAGAGCAUGAUCUCGUUAAUGUCCCUUUAAUAAGAUUCUGUAUUGACUGGUUUUGAAUCUCAAUUACUAUUUGUUCCACCAUCAGCAAGUGAACCCCAUUGUACAGCGCUACGGAAUUUGUUGGCGCUAUAUAAAUAAUAAUAAUAAUAAUAACUUCCCACCACCAAGGCUUGAUAAGAAACUUGUUGGCUGUGAAAUGAAUAGUCAUUGAUAUUAAAACUAUUGAUUCAGUCAGGAUUAUUUAGUUGUAUGUGCUUGGAACAAAGUUCCUAAAUCCUGUUUCUAGAACCGAGCAUGUGGACCUGUUCAUAGUUCCCGCCCACAUUAUCGUUUGUUUCCAGGUCCAGAUACAUUCGUAAAUUAAAAGCAUUGAUGUCGGUGAACAUGUUGUAUCCCCCACUUUGAUGGAAUGUUCUCGUUUCUUCAGGGCAUGCUUUACUCGAAGACGAAAACAAAACGUGGCAUCUUGUCCGUCCAGCAGACGAGGUCGAUGAAGGCAAAUCCAAAAGAGGAAGUAUGAAAGAGAAGGAACGAACGAAAGCAAUAACAGAAAUCUACCUAACAAGGCUACUUUCUGUCAAGGUAUGCUUCCAAUAAACAUCAGAAUAGACUCCAACUAUACAGGCUACGGUCACUUGUCAACCAUAAUUAAUUUCGCGUUAUCGUUACUUAAUUUUGCAUUGUCUGAAAUAUCUGCACAAUAAAUAUCUUUAGAACAUUUACUGGUCUUUUUUCAGAAAAAAUUAACUUUUUUUUGUUUUACGAAAGACGGUGUAAUUUUAGUUUUCUUUUUAUUAAUUUAUAUAUACAUUUGUCUAACAGGGUACGCUACAGCAGUUCGUUGACAACUUCUUUUUGGCCGUUCUCAAUUCCAACCAAGUGGUACCUCCAGCUAUCAAGUAUUUCUUUGACUUCCUUGACGAGCAAGCAGAAAAAUAUGAAAUUAAAGAUGAAGACACUGUUCACAUAUGGAAAACAAAUAGGUAAAGGUUUUUAAAUAUCCCUGAUAUUUUUUACAGGAAAAUGUGUUUUUGUAUUUUUUGGGGUGGGGGAGGAGUUUAUUAAUUGAUUAGUGGUGAGCCUGCAACAUCUCAGAUGUACAUUGAAAUGAUACACAGGCAUGUAGAAUCCCAUCAGCAAGCAUUUUUUAUUUGGAUCUAAAUUUGACUUAGAGAAGGCAGCUAUAUGAUGCUUGUCGUUGCCCUUGUAUUACAACUUGACUUGCACUGCAUAGACAGGCACAAACUGAAGUAUCAUGAAAAAAUCUUUGCAAUGUCUGCAAACAAUACUGGGAGCUGCAUUAAAAUGUAGGGAAAAUAUAUCUCUGUAGCUUUAAAGAAAAUCAAAAAAGCAAUUACUUAGGUUUAGGGAUAUUAAAAAAAAAAAAAAAAAUCCAAACCUGAACAUUUCUCCUAUUCACCAAAAAAUGAGUGAUAUGCAAAAAAAUGUCAUCUGUGCAUCAGCAAAAAUAAACUUUUAGCGUUUUGUUUUGUUUUGUUUUCCUUCCGCAGUUUAUCUCUAAGGUUCUGGGUUAAUAUCUUGAAGAACCCACACUUUAUAUUUGACGUACAUGUUCACCAAGUGGUGGACGCGUCCUUAUCGGUCAUAGCGCAGACUUUCAUGGACGCUUGCAGCAGGACGGAGCACAAACUGAGCAGAGUGAGUUAACUGUGCCAUUGCUGUGUUUUUUAUAUUUUAAUAAUUUUUAUUUUUUUUUUAUUUUAUUUGAACAAAAUAACUCCCACUAACAGAGCCAUGCACUGAAAAGCGAGAAUUUAAAGUGAAUUCAAGGUGAAUUUUUAAUUUAAGGUUAAAGUAGCCAAAAUGGAAGCAUUAUUGACCGUCCUAGAGAAUGUUUCCAAUUUGGCUAAUUUUACCUUGAAUUUAAAAUUCACUUUCGUAAAUAAACCUGUAAAUCUAACCUUUAGAAUACCAUGUGUCGUUUUUUUCUUUGUCAUUUUUUUUUAAAUAUACACAUAAUUUAACGUUUUCAUAUGCAUGGAUUGCAGUCUCCAAAAAUGGUUUGUAAACAAUAACUGUUUUAUAUAUUGGCAUGAACCUCAGAGUGAUUGACACAUUUCCAUUCUUUACACAGGAGUCUCCGAGCAACAAGUUGUUAUACGCGAAGGAGAUUUCAACAUACAAAAAAAUGGUGGAAGAGUAAGUUUGGAGCUUUUUCAUAGUUGAAACAUUAUUGUUUUUUUUUUUUUUUCGUUCUUUCUUGAGAUGAACUGGUAACAUUAGUAGAACUUCCAUUCAACUGCCUCGGGUGAUACAGGGUGGAGAUGAGAGAGAUAAGCUGGGAGAUGACAUGGCCAAUGCUCAGUUGGCAAGGUUUAGAGUCGGUGGUGGGGGUAGACUUUAGAAGGGUUUGAGUGGUAUGAGCAAAUCCUGAAAAUAGGAAGUCAUCUGCAUUGGAUGUUUCGUUACUCUACUUCUCUACUCAAGCUUCCAAAAAAAGUCCCAUUUACUGUUGUAUGACAUGUAGUAUCAACAAUACUCUCAUUCACCAUGUGUAUUAAUAAUAUGUGAUCAAUUAGGAGACAGUGCCCGCUUUCUACAGAGAUCAGAGAUUUUCUAUAUGUCACUGUGUAAAGGACACCCCUUAUGUUGUGGGCUUGUUAGGCAGUGCGAGGUAUUCGUAAUUAGAGAUAAGAUGUUCUAAGAAGAUAAACAUUCAAAUGAAGUUCUCAUGCUUGGACUUCUAACCAAAGUUUGACGGUGUUUUAAGUGUUUCCUCCUGAUAAUUAACUUCCAUUCAUUUUUGUUUCCUACAGCUAUUACAAAGGCAUCCGUCAGAUGGUAUCGGUGAGCGACCAGGACAUGAACACACAUUUAGCAGAAAUUUCAAGGGUAUGUCUCUUGGUAUCUUCUUCUGUAUGUACCUUUGACUACACAGAGUUCCCUCUGACCACAUGUCAUUUUGCUGGGUCAAUCCCUCAGACUGCACAUAAGUUCUGCUGGGGCUGUGCCUAAUUUAAAAUACUCCCUGCAUAUACACUUUAUCGUAACACGUUGAGCCCAGUUCACUUAACAAGGAGAAUGAACAAGGGAAUUGCAAAUGUGUGUUACCGUUAUCAAUAGCUGCAAGAUAAAAUAUUAUGGCAUGACAUUAGAUAUUAUUUGGGUGUCUGUGUCACUCGCUUGAUGUAAUAUUAUUAAUGCUUUCAUUGUGGGCAGGUGAUAUAUUUGCUAUUUUCCAGUAAUCUAAUAUUUGUUUCUUUAUUCCAGGCACACACAGACUCACUAAACACACUUGUAGCACUACAUCAGCUGUACCAGUACACAAACAAAUAUUAUGAUGCGGUAAGUGUUUUACAAUGAUUUAUAACUAGGUGUAUUAUAUUUGUUGUUCUGUUUAGUAAUUUGUCUUUUAAAUGUCUGUUAUAUAUUCGUAGAGUAAAAACGUAUGUUAGUCAUUGGUCAUAGUGUUACUUAAUAAGCCAUAAGUUUUACAUAAACCAUACAAGAAUCAAGAUGGCACCAGGGACAAGUUAGCAUGUUUCAGAUUGGCUCAAACAUCCAGUGGCAUAGCAACCCAAAAACUCGCCAGUGCUGUACAGGGUCGCUUAUCAAAAGUGGAAUUUCAAUGCGGAAAAAUACAAUAAUUCAGAGAAAGGAUCCCGUUAUGGUGAAACACGGCAAAAGAACUGGCUUCUGGUUUUGUAGUUGCUCACAUGGUCAUAUGUGCAAUUAUAUCUGUAUACAUCAGAUAUUUUAUUUUAUUUUUUAUUGAACAGAUUCAUUUGUUUUCAUAGUGUACACACACAGUGUAAAGUGAGGAAACAAAAAAAAAGGUUAAAAUCAUAUCUGAUGUAUACAAUCAGUGCAGUUAUUAAUUACUGUGAUUAUUUAGCCGUAUCAGUUCCUCACCGCACACCCCAGACUCCCAAGCUAAUAUGAAACGUCGCACACAAAUUUUAAUCCUCAGAAUAGUUUUAUAUGCUUGGGAAUUAUUGUGUGGCUACAUUUUUGGUGCUAAAGAAAACGUGUUUAAAACACACGGGGAUACUAUACAUUUUACACAUUUAUUGUGGAAUUGUUAAGCAUUAGUUACUUGUGGCACAAUCUUAAACUUAGGCUCCCCUGUGCUGGAAUGUAAUCUGCAGGGACUUUAGUGUGUUAAAAAAAGCAUUGAGCAGGCAGGCUUCUCAUAAUGUAGAAAAUCACACCACCUUUUUAUUUCCCACCACAAACAACUCAAACACUUACAAAUUCCCACCCCAAGCGACAUCCAGGUGUAAACUGAAAAGUUCCGCGUUAUUUCACAUGUGAGCAUUUUCAUUGGGGAUCUAUUUUUUUAUUUUUUUUUGUAUACAUAGUCGCUUUUGUGCAAAAAAUCGGUGUGUUUGUUUUUCUUUGCGAGAUCUAUUGCCCGCAUCCCACAUUGCUGAGCUUUUUUCAGUUUUUAUCCCACAUUCUACAUCCCACAAGGAAAGUUUUCAUGCCACCUACCCUACAUUUACUGGCUGUUAUCUUCCAGUGGAAACAAAAUAAAAUGUGUUGAUGUUGUUAUGGUAGUGCUACGGGUUAAACCACAAACACAGAUUCCAGAAGUAGAAGAUAAUUCAGAGUUGGUCAUAUACAUGUUAUCUUUCUGAGCGUUGCAAAAGAUCAAACACUGUGUCUUUCUUAUCCCGAACGUGGUAAUUAAUUUAGAAUAUAACCAGAGCAAAGAUAUAUGAGGAAGGUACUGGGUCCAAAGGUUGUGUGUCUGCCACAAAUCACACCGAGAACAAUAAUUGUUUAAUUUGGCCAUCGAUUCAGAUAAUCCUAUAAUUUUAUUUAUUUAAUUUUUGUUCUAGAUCAUAAACGCUUUAGAAGAAGACCCGGGAGCGCAGCGCAUGCAAUUAGCUUGCCGGUUACAGCAGAUAGCAGCAGCUCUAGAAAAUAAAAUCACAGACCUCUGA
Messenger RNA from Pelobates cultripes (western spadefoot toad), 48958 nucleotides. Lineage: Eukaryota; Metazoa; Chordata; Amphibia; Anura; Pelobatidae. The record is from the annotation of a GenBank genome assembly.